CACAGAGCACAGAUGCUUUCUAGUAGAAUGCUAGGAUGGGUUAGUAGAGUACCAACAUGUGAGUGUGUUUCAAUCUAUUUCUGGUUUUUUCCAUGUAUUUUUAACUGCUUUUCUCGGACUCUAUUUUUAUAUAUGUUAUUUUAAAGAGCUGGAAGACCAGCCCUCCUCCCAUUUCUUAUAUGAGCCUUUGGCUUCUGAGUGAAAUCCCCACCCUAAAAACAUUAGCUUGGAGCUACGUUUGACUAAAUGUAUUGCCAGGUAAGUGGCUUAGGAUCACAGCCACUCCAAUUUCAGUACAAAACAAAUGACUUAGUUGGAACUUUCAUUUUGUCUCUGAAGCAAUGCUUUUGCAAUAAGUUCAUGCAUUCUGCGGUGAGUCAUGUGCCAUGAGAUUGUAAAUGUGCUUACUUGAAAUCAGGGAGAUGUAUGUCCAAAAAAAUUUGCUUAGCGUUACAGCUUAAAGUCGUGCUCACUCAUUUCCUUCAGGUGUACACAGAACACAUGGCUAGGGUUCUGACCUCUGCACAUUCAACAUAUGCAUGAAAAAGCUCUGUCAUAUGUUUAGAAACUCUGAAUGUGAAUGGUUCCAGACAGCAUGGGAAUCUUGUCGUGGACUGGUUGGACACAGAGGAAUGGUGGGAGGAACCAGCUGGGGAACCCCCAAGGGGAGAAGGCUCAGAGCCCAGGGACAAUGAUGAGUGGUCACAGGGAGAAGAGGGAGAAGACUGGGAAGACGAGGUGUUGGAAGCUGAAGAGGUAACAGGGCUUGGUGAGCUGGGAGAGUCUGCGGCAGAGAGAAGUCCAGAAUCAAAGGCAGAAACUGAAGCAGGAGAGGAGGGAGGGCAAAAGGCAGAGACAAGUUAGGCUGGUGAAGAGUCAGGGAUGUCUCCCCCUCCUGCUGCAACAGGCUCCACCCCUCCGCCCCCUGCUUGUCUCCCAGAGCCAGAAGAGGCAUGAAAAGGGCACAGGAGAGAUUAGUAACACCCAGACAUAGUCUCUGAUUGUUUGGGUAGAAAACCCUGGAGAGGAGGGAACUUAGGCAGCUAUGGAAAGUUAGGGACCUUCAGACUCAGCAACUGCUUCAUGGGGCCAAGACCUACUGGACAUGAGUUGCUGUGCUCAUUAGGCCUGACACUCCUAUGCACAUCUUGUUUUUGCUGAUAAAGAGUUAACUCCAACUUACACAGUGUGAUUUACUGUUGGCUUGUUGACAAGUCUACAUGCACUGAGUCAUUCUUACACAUCUGCUGAACAUGUAAACGUUGAGGCAGGGAGAACCAGUGUGCAUGAUCCUGCUCCCCUGCCACAUGUCUACAUGGAGAGGAAGAAUGAACUUAAGAACUGAGCAAUCAAGUGAUGAGAAAUCAAGUAUUUUACAUGCAAGUAUGAACAGUUCCAAAAUCUUAAGGGCACCCACCCAGAGCUGCUACUGUAACCCUGUUCUAAUUAGUUAUAAUCAGUCUUAAAAACAAAAAGGCAACCUGCCUGCAACCUAAUAAGAAUAAUUUUAUUUUCAUCUUUACUUUUCUAAAAUGUCCCUACAUUUGAUCUACUGAUACAGUGAAGAGACAACUGCUGUUAAUUCAUAAUAUAUUUUAUAUUUCCAAAAAUGCUGUUUUGAUCUACAAUAUCUUAUAAAUAAAGUGUAUUCAUGCUAUGUUCUCAGCUCUGUAGAAUUCUGAACUCUCUGUUCUUAAAUAAGUGGUCUCUUGCAUGUUUUGUGGAUUUGUGAUAACAUAACAUAAUGUCGGCCCCUUGAGAAGAAGGGGUGUUUGGUAAGUGGAUGCCAUUUAUACUUUGCGUGUCAGAUAUGUCAUGUACUUAAUACAAAAAAAUCCCCAGUUUUGAUUGAGGCAUCGAAGGGGGAUUAUAAUUCAAUAAUAGGAACUGAAUUUCGAGCAAUAGGCUGUGAUAUCAUUCAACAUGACUUGAUUGCACUGGGAUUUGGGUAUGUCUGAAGGAAACAAACUCUUCUUUCCUCAUUGCUAUGAUCUGUGAAAAUGUGUCAACAAGAGCAGAAGUUAUUCUAAGUAUUCAUUUUCUGAAUCCCUGCUCUAAAAACAGACGUUAUCCCCAGUUCCCCAAAAGCCUGUCAUCAUUUCCCUUAGUGACACUUAGGAUGCGGAUUCUCUCAAAGCAAAGUUAUUAGUGACAAUCAAUCUCUUAAAAAGCACUUUUAUUCAUGAUGACAGGAACUUUACUACACCACUUCAGUUGAGCAGUGUGUUCCUUUGAUCUGGUAGAAAAUCAUCCUAUGGGCCAAUAACACUGGGCGUUGAAGGUAGUGAGAAUGCUGAUUUAUUCAGGGGGAAAAUGGAAUUAUGUUCUCUUUCCAUGAACAAGAGCCUUUUGCAAUAUCCACAUAAAAGAAAGAUGUGAUUUAAUUGAUUGAUCAUCUAUCUUUCACCCAAUUAAACUUAAAUACACUCACAUAUUACCGAAAAGGCCCUCAAUAUGUGCCUUUUCAAGAAGGAAGUGAAAGAUAACUUAAUAAUCAAGACCUAUUCUUUUUUUAAAGAAGGAAACCAAACCUUCCAUAUACCAGAAUCAAAUUUAUCAGUCCAACUGACUGAACAUUGGUUCCAGUGAUUACAGUUGGAGCACCACUAAUACAGCAACAAAGGCUUUAAUAAGUUGAUUAAUCUAUUUUAAAAAUGUUGGUCAAAUGCCUGCUCCCUUGGACAGCUCCCUCCACCUUCUAUAAAAAAUGAAAAUGAAAGGCAAAGCUGCCUUAACAAGAGAAAUUUGAGGAGCAAAUUGACAUGGUACUUUAGCUGUUCCCCAUUAAAAAUGUGGGGAGAGAUAGCUGGUCAGAUCUAGGCUUUCUAGUAUGUACCUCAGCUGUCAGAGUACUCUCUCUCUCUCUCUCUCUCUCUCUCUCUGGCUACAGUUGAGGUUGGGCAGGAUCAUGGCUCUUUCCCAUGUGUCCCCUGUCCAAGCUUCAAAAUAUUUGCCUGAAAGCCUUUUUGUUAAUAUUACACCAGAACAAAUGCAUGUAAAUGUUAGUGAGGCAUUUUCUACAGAAAGGGAUUGGUGAAAUGAAAAUUUAUGACAGCUAUUGAAUAUGCAGGUAAACCAAAACUGAUCGAGAGUGUCAAACCACUGGGCUGUUUUAUCAUAAUUUGCAAUUACUGGGCAACACCCCCUUCUCCCAAAAACAUAGUUUCAUCUAUUAUCAGCUGACAAAAACUGACCUACUUUCUAGCCUAGAGUACAAAGGUAAUUGUGCUCAAGACUAUUUUCCAUGGUUAACCUUGACAUUUCAAAUGCAGAAGGAAAUUUGUCAUUAAAUCUUAAAGAUCUGUGUUCUGACGAGCAUAAAAAGGAAUUAUUCUAAUCUAUUCUCCUUCAUUUUCAGAUUACAAUAUAGGCAUCUCCAUGCUGCAGUAUGCCAUACUCCACUUAAGGUGAACUUGGAAGAAGUAAUUAUUUUCGGUAUUGGUCAGGAAAGGGAAGAACAGGUAAGGAAAAGUGUAACUAUACAGCUGAAUUAAACCUAUUGUUACUUUACAAAUUAUUAGAACAAGAAUUGCGAAAGCAAUCAAGUUUGUGAAGCAUAUGUUUCUUAUUUGGUGAAAUCAAAAGAAAACAAAAUCAAACCUGACUUGCGACAAACAACAGUAGCUGUGCCGCAACCAGCUCCUGUUUCAAGAAAAUAGGAGAGCUCUGCCAAGACGCUGAAGACUUACGCCAGGCAUCUUUGCUUUUGAAUUUUUCAAAUUAGGCCGUGCAAAUUCUGUUGCCAAAAUGGGAAUACAAAAGAUCGCACAGGAGGGUUAAAAUCUAAUCAGAUAUUUUCUAUAGAUUGCCUGUAUUUCAGACAAUAAUCUUUACUGUAGAGGUUAAUUUGUCAAAAGCUAUUAAGCUGGGGAGGCAACCUGCAGCCCUCCAGAUGUUGCUUGACUAAGUCUUCCAUCAUUCCUGACCAGUAGUUAUACUGGCUGGGCUGAUGGGAGCCAGAAUUAAACAACAACUGGAGAGCCACAGGUUCCCACCACUGAUAUACAGGGUGUAGUCAAGAGGGAUAACAAGAAGGAAAAUGUGUCCAAAAGUGGAUAAACAUACACAUUCUAUUUAUCAGUCUAAGCUAUGGAGUUAGCCAUUUAAAACACACUUGUUUUAAUAUGAACAAAGACAGCACUGUCAGCUGUAGUAUUACAAGAAAAAUAAUGGAUUCAAGAAAUACUCAAAAUUCCAAUUUGUCAACUGUUGACUCAUAGCUGUGGUGUUUUUAGAGUGAAAAAAAAUCAAUAAUGUAAUUGCAACUGAUUGCUCUUCAGUUUAAUUACUUACAGUGCAAUCUUACGUAUGUCUGCGCAGAAGUAAGUCCUUUUGAUUUCAGUGAAGUUUAUUCCCAGGUAAGUGGGCAUAGGAAUGCACUCUCAGACUGUAAUCCAAAUCACAAUGACCUGGGAAAACGUAAUGGGACUUACCUCUGACCAGGAUUUUAUUCUGAACAGUUUCCAGUUCUUUAUUUUCCUGUGGAAAAUAAUAUUAAGGAACAGUGAAAGAUGACUAAUAUAAAGUUUAGGAAAAAUGAAAUAUGACUGCUACAAACCUACUUGCCUCUGAGAUAAAAAUAUAGGGUUGGUUCCAGACUUAAUCAUGCUAAGAUUAGGGACUCAGCUACACAGCUGCAAUUAUAAGUGUGUAACAAAAAUGUGACAUCAGAUGGCAAUGUAGCACUUAAUGGCAAAUUACAUAUAUACAUAUACAUAUACAUAUACAUAUACAUACAUAUAUAUAUAUAUAUAUAUAUAUAUAUAUAUAUAUAUAUAAAAUAGCAUUUUCAUAGUGUUUUUUAAAUAUCUAUGUAGAUCCAGCCCUAGUUAAAUGAAUGGGGCUUAAGGUAUGAUUUACUUGCUGCAUAAUCUUAACCAUUUCUACUCAGAAGUCCUAUUGAAUUAAUUGCAGGUGUGUGGGGUUAAGAGUACAGCCUUAGCCACAACUUAAUUGCCAUUUAUUUUGGCAGAUCCAGUUUAAGCAAGAAUGAGUCUAGAUCCAACCCAUAUGUCAUAUCUCUGAGUUUAUAGUAAGGAAUAGAGUUUAAACCAGAGAUGGGAAACUGUGGUUCUCCAGAUGUUGUUGCACUACAACUCCCAUCAUUUCUGACCAUUGAACAUGGGCCACAGGUCCCCAUCCUUGCUUUAAGCAGUGCCCUGCUCAAAAUUGAAAUGUUGGCAGAGUACCCAUGAUUAAAAGAUGACAACAUGGAAAGUCAGUGGUGUAAAAGCAGGUUUUCGUGGUGAAGAGACACCAGUGGAAACAAUAAAAUACUCUUUCAUACUGUAGGCAGAUAAUGUUCAGUCUUCUCAAUAUAAGAUUUCAGAUUGCACCCUUAAGGUUCUUCCCAAUCUUCUGAAGUGUUGAAUUCAGGAGAAACUAUGGCUACUCUUGUAGCGGGGUAUUUUAAUGUAGUUUGUGUGUGUCUCCAACAAUUAUAAAGACUUACUAGAUCUGUACAUAACCAAUGUAAUUAAUAUAUUUGAAAGAAAGAACUUGGAAAGGGAAAUGAUUAAUACUUAUUCAAUUUUUUCCCUUUCUGUAUCUGUGUAAAGUUAUAAUUUAUUUUUAACAUAUAAUUAUUAAACUAGGACAGAUGAAUAAAGAUGUAAAAUAACCAUGUAGAAGGAAACCUAAUACAUCACAUAGGUAUUUAUAGCCCACAGACACUAGCAUUAUUCUUAAUGAAGAUUAAUGACCCUUGCUUCUUACACAUGUAGAUUCCAAAAAGUGUACACAGAGCUGAUUAAGCAAUCCAAGGUUAUUGCAAAUCAUGUAAUGGUAGUCUAUAAGAUAAUAUGUGUCCUCAAUGGAUGUGACUGAGAUUUGUCUGGAACAUUUCCAUUGAACAUUGAGGGGGAUACCUUCCAAGGCCUGUGCCAAGGUUCCUACACCUGAAUUUCAAUAAAGUUGUGGCCUAAUUAAAACCCAUAUAUUGUUGUCAGGUCUCAUUUCGGGGGCGGGGGGAGACGCCAGGGACAGGGUCUCGCAAAUACAAUGGUACCUCAGGUUAAGUACUUAAUUCGUUCUGGAGGUCCGUUCUUAACCUGAAACUGUUCUUAACCUGAAGCACCACUUUAGCUAAUGGGGUCUCCUGCUGCCGCCACCGCCGCCACACGAUUUCUGUUCUCAUCCUGAAGCAAAGUUCUUAACCCGAGGUACUAUUUCUGGGUUAGGAGAGUCUGUAACCUGAAGCGUAUGUAACCUGAAGCAUAUGUAACCCGAGGUACCACUGUACCCCACAAAACUGGAUGAAAGUUAAGAGAGAAGAUGCUUGCACUCUUCUCUUUCAAAGCAUGUAGGAGGUAAUCCAAAUCACCAUGUACUUUUGCAACAGUUGACAUUUUUGUUGUUACAUCAAAUGUGCUUGUGAGCUUCUUACUGUUGGACAAGGAAACUAUGUUAUCUUGUAUGUUUCUUUGUUUUCAUUGGCGGCCAGGAAAUUGAGAGCCAAAUGUGUGGCUUAACUCUGAAAGUCCCCCCCCCCUUUUCUGGUUUAUAGCUAAAUAAAACUGUUCCGUACUUAAACUUUUGAAGAGUAAUGGCUUUGAAAGUAGCACAGAGCAAGAGGGAUGAUUUCAGACUAAAAUUGGUGAUGGUGUUACUCAUUUGUUUUGUCAACAGAAAACAUGGCAAUGCACCCAAUUCUUAGCGAUAUCCUCGAGGAGCCCACAGAAAAUAUGAGUGACCAGAAUUUUCAUAGCAAAAUCCUUGGGGAAUCAGAAAGAGCUACUAGUGCACCACCUAAAUUAUCAUCUUAUGUGGGCACUAAACCCACCCAGUCAGCAAAAACUCUUAACAAGACCUCUCUGGAAGAAAUAUUAGACAUGUUGCCAUUAAGACCACACUCUGAAACAUGGAGGUCUCUGAGCGGUAUAAAAUCCUGUCCUACGAAGAUGGAGUAUGGAUGGGGAAAAGGUGAGAUAUAUAUUUGUGAAUAUACUUAAUAUGGUUUCAUAUAGAAUGACAUACCACUCUUGACCAAGUUUUGAUGUUCUUCCUACUGUGAGAUAAUUCAGCUAGGCUGAAUUCAAACCUCAGUGAAAGUCAAUAGCAUUGUCUUCAUUUGCUGCAACUGUUCAUAUAUGCCUCAAAGGUGGUCAUCACACUAUUUCUACCCUAUUUAACAAUUCUAUAUCUGUAUGUUUGUAUGUGUUGUUGGUGCACAUGAGUGCCCCAGUCAGCACUAACUGAGGCUUAACUUUCUUUAGAAGGGGAGCUCACUGCAAACAUAUGGUACUUUUGUUAUUUUUUAUUCAUUUAGAAAUGAACCUAAGGCUGGUCAAGCUAUGCUGAUGAAGAAAUUCCCACAAGCACAAUUUCCUGGAAGUAAAAAUACAAGAAUAAUAAAUCAUUAAUAAUUUGUUGCUUUUUCAUGACACCCCAAAUCAUGAGGUACUGCCUGAGGUGACCAUCUCACUUUACCUCAAAGCUGGCCCUACCUAUAGGCAGACUCCUAUUCAUAACAAGUGACUUCAUGGUUCCUUCCAGCAGCUCAGAAUUUAUUUUGAGGGAUUCCCUGAUAUAUUAUGAGACAUUAUUUUCCAUAGCUUGUUUAUGGCUUAUAGCCCACCCUUAAAUGUUUUACUCAGGAGUAAUUCCCUGAACUCAAUAGGACAAAGGGCCAAACUAGAUAUGGCCUUUGUCAGGUCAUUUGCCUUAGUGUGCCUGAUUAACAAAAGAGAAAAGUUGGUGUAGCCCAUUCCCAACCCAAAUGGCAUGGAGAAAGAUACGUGAAAAAUACUUGUCAGGAAUUUGUGGAGUUUAAAAAGACAAUAAAGCCUUUUUCUCUUCAUGGUGUAUUAAAAAUAUACUAGUGCUUUAGGUCAAAGAGAGACAUUUUUUAUCUUCUUGCUCUACAUGUGAGCAAUUCAAUUGAUGUCUACCCCAGCAAGUCACAGGUGUGGAAACAGGAAAUCUAUAUGACAAAAUGAAAAAGGCUUGCUAUGAAUAGUUGAGAAAGGGUAUGUGUGUUUGUACAGACAUUUUUUCGUAGAGUAUGCAUAAUUCUUGAAACUCAAAUACAGAACUGAGAAGAAAAGUUGACACAACCAUACUCCACAGAGGCCUUUCUGCUCUUACUUCUCUCCAUGCUGUCUUUGUAUUUAAAAAAAAUAAAAUCCUUUUAAUUUAUUUAUGUGUGUGUGUAUAUGUGUGUUUGUGUAUAAAAGUUGAGCUCUGAGAAAUUCUCAGGGGUUUUUUAAUGCUCAAAGAUUGUUAUACUUUUAUUGAGUCUGUAUGCACCUGUUAAAAAAAUCUUGUUUUAGAGGUUGUGAAAUGACCAAAGGAUUUUAGUUGUAAACUGAUGUAUUUACAAAUGGAAUGUUUAUAUCCAAGUAUUUUAACCGGAACAUAUACAUUAUAGUUAGAUUUCUAUAAACACCUUUCAUUCAUAAAUCUAUAUCUUUGGUUGAUGCAAAGUAAUCCAAAAAGUUAAUUUCCAUGUCUGUAUAUGUAAUAUACUGUGUAGAACCUUUUCAGCAGCAGUCCUCUAACUGCAGAAUUGAAAACAAGAAAGAGUCUUGUGCACCUUAAAGACCAACUAAUUGAUUAUAGCACAAGCUUUCAUGGAAUAGUGUCUACUUCAUCAGGAGCAUCAAGUGUAAUACUCAGCUGGUAGCUGGAUGGCUCUUCUUAAUUCAUGACUGUGGCCAACUCAGCUUCAUUCGCCUCUCUCUCAUCUGUCCUUCUGGCCAGCAUUGCCUCCACUUUUCUGACACUCCUUCACCUCAGAAUUUUCAGCUUUGCUUUUGCAAGGCAGCUGAGACUUAAACAAAAACACAAUGACAGGCAGGGGUUAUGAGUACAGCCCAUAGUGGACAUAGGAAUAGCAUCUGUGGCACUCUGCCCUUUAUGGUAAUGGUUUGUAACAUGCAUUUAUAGAAGCAAUUGGUUUCCCUUUCAAGUACAAGCAGGCUUUCCUGUAGCAGAAUAGAAUAAUUUUUGUCUGGAGCCUUUGACAAAAACAGGAGUGCUUUAUAUGUAAGAAUGUCAGGAUAAGGUGCACACUACACAAUUACUGGGCAACUAACCCCGUUGAACUAAGUGGGGCUGACUUCUGAGUCAACAUGGGCAAUGUUGAACUGCAACGCCCCUUUCACGGAGUAUUCAAAUAAUACACAUUUUUGAUGUGGCUUGGGUAUAUGGUAACUUCAUUUUCAGUGAAUGCCAUAAAUAUAAUGAAACAGAAGUUCAUGGUAGUUUUGGUGUAAUUUUCCAUCCAGAAUUCUUUCCUCUCUGUGUGGGAAGAGAACAGAAGGAGUUCUUUUCACGUAUGCAUGUUGUUGAAGUCUCCAGAAUUUUUUCCCCACGGUCUUGCAUAUUUAAAAACAAGAAUUUUGUGCAUACAUCCCUUGUAAGCCCAGCUUCUGAAGCUGCUUACAUUUAAAAAUGGUUUGCUUUACAAAUAUAUAAUAAAGAAAUUGUGUGUGUGUGUGUGUGUGUGUGUGUCCUACUUGACUAGUGGUCUGAAUCCAUAAUUAAUUGUACAUCUACAUAUGUGAAUUGCCUGAGUUGGCAGUUUGUUCUUAUGUCGGUAGCUUCUUUAUGAAAUGUAUUAAACGCUUUCCAACUUGGAAUAACAAUAUCAACUAUUGCUUUGGGUGCAACUCUCCUAUUAUUGUUAAUUAUUUUUUAAAAAAACAACAUUUCCCCUUUUUACUUUUGAUAGAGAAAAUGUGGCUAAGUGAUGUAUUUACCGAGGUUGGAUCACUGAGUAGAGCCAUGGAACAUGAGAAAGAUAAACAAAAGCUAUCCAUUGGGUAAUGUAUUGAAAUGGUUGGAAUAGCAAUUCAUAUUUAUCUCUACUGCAAUUCGUUUUGAAAGGGUACAAAGAAUAAUCCUGAGCUCUUAUUGUGCUUUAAGUCAGGCUAAUAAUAAUAAUAAUAAUAAUAAUAAUAAUAAUUUAUUUAUACCCCGCCCAUCUGGCUGGGUCUCCCCAGCCACUCUGGGCAACUUCCAACAUAAGAUUAAAAAGACAUUAAAAAUUACAAUUUUAUAUAACCAAUGCAACUUUUCAAUUUGCUGACAACAGAAUUCUACUACAAUUUAGAAAAGGAAAUCUCACUUGCUAUGUAUCCAUAAUUUAAAUGAAACUAUUCUGAUGGUGAAUGUGUUCAUUUAAUUAUUUAACAGCACAAUUCUGUAUAUCAAAAGUCCCCUUGAAGUCAGCGGGCCUGUCGAAUCUACAAGUUUAAUUGUACAUAAAUGCUGUAUUUAAUUGCAUUGUAUUGUAAAAUAAGCUUUAGACAUAUAGCAAGUAAAUUUUCACUGGGUAUGGUAGGCUAUCUUGUAACUAAGCCUUGUGACUAGAUCACAGGUAUUAGACUCAACAGAAAAGCUGUAAUUUGACUACUUACCUGUGUGCAUAGAUGUAGAUGAGAGAGCUUGAAACACAGAGAUGCACAUACGCAGUUACUCAGGAUGCAGGAGGAGAGAGAGACAGUCAGUGGUGUUGCAUCCUUUGCUGGAGCCCAGGGCGUACAAGCACAUGAGCUGGGUGGGACCAGAGGUGGGGCAGUGAACAAAACCUGCUGCCCCAGCUCAGCCCUCACAGGAGGACGGGUUGCGCUGCCUGCCUGCACAUCCUCUCCAACAUUGGCCAGGUGGCCAUUUAGUGAGGGGGGCAAGGACGCAGUGGCAAGGCAGGGCAGGACGGGGACACAUUUUAGAAAAAAAGUGUUCAAAACACUGUGUUCUUAGUGCUCUACAUCUACAUGUGGAUGUUGUAUCCCAGUUGAACAAAUGCUUUCCACUUUUCCUCCCGACAUUAUUGGCCCAGUAAUAUUUAUGACAGCAAUAACACAUGCAGUGCAGACUUGGAAGUCUAGUCAGAAAUAAGGCCCAUUGAGCGCAAUUGGACCUCCUCCCAGUACAGUAAAUAUAGAAUAACAGCCUUGGUAUGAAAAUAACUCAAUUCCUAAAUGUUUGGAGUCCAUUGCCUCAUUGUCACAAUGAUUUAAAAUAGGCAAAUAUUAUUUGCAAAUGGUUAUUGCCUAGCCAUUUAAGUUUUGUAACCCCAUAUUUCGGGGGAGGGAGGGAAAUUGUAUAGUCUUUACUGAGGGUACUCAGUAAAUUUAUAGCUGUGUAAAUAUUUCAGCUGUGACACAUAGCUCAUGCUGGUAACCACUACUUAUGAUGAUGCUAAGACAGCUCUAAUGCUGCUGCUGUCAAUCAGCAGUGCCGCCCUAUGAUAUAACAAGCCAUUGCAUAGUUUCAUCCAAUGAAGUUAUAUUGCCAUAGGCAACCGGCGAUUUGCUUUAAGGCUGCUGUUUCUGCUUGUGAUCUCACACACUGGGGUCAUCUCAGAACCUUUGUUCCACAAUUUGAAAUGUCAUAGAGGUACUGUAAUCUAUUUCUACUUAUGCAUGGUUUUGGAGGGUGUUUUGAGCUGCUAAUCUUUCAACGGUUUAAUGAACUCCAAACAUUCUGUCAUGAUGAUCAUUUUUUUUAAAAAAACAACUCCCAGUUGAGCCAUGUUGCUUCUAACAUAUCUCUUUAUUAAUGUCUAAUACUGACUGACAAUAAAAUGGUGUAUUCUAGAAAUUCUAAAAGUCUCUUUUGAAAAAUAAAUGUUGGAAUAUAGAGAGUUGAAUGCAUUUUUGCAUUCUUCACUUCUGUUUUGUGGGAUAAUUAUAUUCUCUUGAAAAGAAUACUGUGCAAAUGAAUGAUCACAGUGAACGGUGUAGUUGUGCAUAUAGGCUUUUGGCAGUUUCACAUACAUACUCAAAGGAUAACAAAAUUAUAACUUGUAUACAAUUUCUUUUCUGUAUGCUUGCAUUGAUUCUUUUUGCUCAAGUUGAUGUAAUUUGUAUAAAGCCAAUUCACACAUCCAGUUUAAAAUUAACUGUUAAAAACAUCUUUUUCAUCCGUAAGAAUGUCUGUUUGAAUUUGUCAGCUUUGAUGAUUUUCUUACAGCCCAAUUCUAUGCAUGUUUUCUCAGAAUUAGAUCCAAAAGUCCAGUGGGGAGUUAUUCUGAUUGAAUGAAGUCACCCAACUAUUGUAGGGGCCAGGCAGCUGGAACAAAUUACACCACUAUCUCACCAGUUACCGUACAUUUUCUGGCCAAGUACAAAGUGCUGGUUAUGACCUUUAAAGCCCUAAAAGGUUUGAGACCUUAUCUUAAGGACUGUCUGCACUGUCAGUCUGGCCAUAUAAUAUCCAAUUUGAAGACCCUGUUGAAAUGCCUCCCUGUAAAAACAAUCAGGUUGGUGAGCACCCAGAACAAGGCCUUUUCAGUAGCAGCCCCCCAAUUAGAGAAUUUUGAUUCCAAAUGAGAUCAGGCUUACCUUGCUAACUUUAAGGUCCAUUUAAAGACCCACUUUUUCAUCAUGGCUCUUGGGGGCUAAUCUAGGUUAUUGGAUUUUAUUCUUUGGAGCUAAAGGCUAAAUUGUUGAUGGAGCUAAAUUAAUGCAAUAAGCAGUAAGCAGGACUCCCAAGCUCAGGCUUUUAUGUUCCUAGGAUGGAACUGGAUAUUUUAAUUGUUUCAACUGGUUUUACUGUUGGAUUUUAUCCAUUUACAUUUUUGCAUGGUUGUAAACGGCUUUGAGACAAAAGUGGUCUGUAAAAGUGUUGGGGACAGGACUGUUAUUAUGAUGAUUGUUUUAUUAUUAGGCUGUCUGUCUGUAUGCUUUUUACUUUGUUUUUAUUAUGUUUUUAUCAUUUAUAUUCCGUAAUGUGCUUUUAAAGUUGUACACUGCCCUGGGAUCUUUUGACAAAGGGUGUUAUAUAAAUUAAAGUAAUUAUUAUUAUUUCUUUAACUCAAAUUGGUAGCAUUUAAUUUUGGGGGGGUUCUGCCCUGUACAUAUAAGCAUAUUAUAAUAAAAUAAAAUAGCACCUUAUAACUGAUUCCAGAGAAGAUAGUCUCUGAAAACUUUCCUUCCUUCCUUUCUCAUUAUGCCCUGCAUGACAUCUCACACACUUCAGUCUCAAGAAAAUCUGAAUGAAAAAUUAAUAUUUCAUGAAAACAUAAGUGCUUUAGUUUGACAUUUAGCUUUUCCCCUCCCCACCCAGACAGCAUUUUCAUGUGAAGUUGCUGCCAUGUUUCAACAGUGGCUUUUGCCUUCAAUCCUAAGCAAAUGGGAAAGUGUUGAUGUGCUGUUUCUGGAACAGAUCACAAAGCAGAUUGGCAUUGUGCUGGUUAUGGGGCUUAGCCCAAUUCCACCCACUUGUACAGAAGGGAAUGUCAGCGACGGCUCAGACGGCUUUCCUUCUUGUAGAGUUAUCUGCAUUACAGAUAGCUAGAGGAUGGACAGAUGCUAUUAAACUUUAUUUCCGAGCAUAAACCACAGUUCAGACUCGGAACACAGUAUGUUUGCAAAAAUCAAUACCAAGUUUUAUUUAUUUUUAUUUUAUUUUUAAAAUGUAUUGCUUGCCUUUCAAUUCCAUUAGAGCACUGAAAGUGGUUGCAGGGCACAUGCUUUCUCAAGCAAUUCCUCACUGUUCAUGAAAUGUUUCGAUUUUUGAGAUUAUAUAAAAGGCAUGUACUAGUACCACUGUUUCUACAAAACACAUUGCUCUGUUCCUUUACAAAAAAAAAAUGUACAUAAGUUAUUUAAGUAGAAAGAUAAAAAAAGAAAAAGAAAUAAUGGUUGUUUGUUUUGUGCAUGUUUGUUUUUGUGUUUAAGCAGCCGUAGCAAUUUGCUUGGAUUAUCCUCAAAUGAACAAAAUCAGACUGCCUGGAUUCCAAAACUUCAGAAGGGUAAAUCUUUAUUGUUAUUUAGCAGUUUCAUUUCAUUUUAAAUAAUUGCCAAUUACUGUAAAAGUGUUAUACUGCAUUUGUACAUUUAAGACUAUUUCUACCUAGGGGUGGAAGUGACAUAUUUUUGAAGGAAUGAGUUGUUAUGGAUAAUGAUCGUAGGGAAAGAGUUUUUUGUUGAAAUACAUUUUGAAAGUUUCAUGUUUGUGUGUAUAGAUAAACACACACACACACACAGAGCAAUAUUUCUGAACACAGAGUGACACCUAAUGUUAGCCAUAUUCAGAGCUGACCCAUUUCAAUGGGUCUAUGAGUUUGUCCAUUGAUUUCAAUGAACUUACUCUGAGUAUGAUUUAGUUGGCUAUUACCCAUACUUUAUUGAGGUCUGUUAUCUAAACUAUGAUUUUUCCUCAAAAAAGGAAAGUAUUUUAACUUUACUUCUGCCCAUUGGCGACCAAACAGUGGUUGCUAUUUUAUAGAUUAUACCAGAUCUUCCUUCAUCAAUCCUCAGCUGCUUGCUUUACUCAUAUACUUCUUCCCAGAUUUGAAAAUGCUCAUGGACAUGUCUUCCUAUAUACUAUCUUGUCUCUGUCUGUAUGCACACCAGUGGCUAGAUCUCUCAAGUUUGCUACAGUUUCUCAUGUCCUAGUUUGUGUAGAUGGUGAAAAGUUAGGACUGGAAAAAUUGGCAAGAAGAUGAGCAACGUUUUUGUUUUGCCGUUCAGCUACAGAGCAGGAUUGCCCUCGUUCAGUUGGAGGCGAAGCUGAAAUAGCAUGGACCACAUAUCCAGUAGCCUCCAGUGUGACCCAAGCUUCAAUGUGCACCCAAUUGCAAGGGAGCCCUUAUUCACAUGGUUUUCAUCUUUUCUGGGAAGAAAAGAAUAAUGCAAAUCAGGUCUCUGUGUAAUCUGGUGCUCCCACGGGAGGCUGGCUCCAUACAGAGGAGGCUACUCUCUCAUGCCACUCCUUCGCAAUGCUUGUUCAGUGCAAUCAAAAUGUACGAACCAUGCUAGCCUUUGUGUGGCAGAGCUAGGUAAUGGUUUUAUCCUGUUUAUGCAGCUUCAUGUUGAUUUUGUAUGGAGUGGAGGCAAUUGACCCACUAACCAGUAUGGCCUCAGCCAGCCCCCCCACCUGCCUGCCUGCCUUCUUUAUGUUGGCAUGCAACCAAGGAAAUGGGGGCAAUUGGCAGGCCCCCAGCUGGCUCCAGCCCACUGGCCGGUGUGCUGGGCAAACUCCAGUCCUUGGUGCAGCAUGAAUCUGCGACCUGAGCUUCAGAAGCUAGGGCACGCUACUCAGCAGAGUAAACCCUGCUCAAACAGCAGGAGAGGCUGUGUGAGCAUAUUUACAAGCAGUUUAUUCAGCAUACAUCAGGACAAAAGGAAACACGUCUGAUCUCCUUUGUGUCCAAAGCAAAAAAACCAGCGUAAGCAAAAGCUAUACACAAAACAGAAGUUCCCAGCAUACUGUGCUGGAGUGUAAACAGACAUGUGACACACAACAAUCAUGCCUGUUCCUUAAGGUGGAAUGGAAUAUCCCAACACUUUAUACUCUAUCCAGGGGGUGCCCCUGCCUGUCAGCUACCUCCUCCUCAGUCUCUGGGAUGUGCCUGCAGAGCCUAGCAGGCAGGAGGAUGGUGACAAAACUAGAAUCAGUUGGCUCUUCCUGUCAUUGGCUCUGGCUCCACCUGAUGCUUGGACCUUCUCUCCUAAUGGUCCCAGGGUGAACCUGCCACCACUUGCAUUUAUUUGUAUGCAAGACUACGUCUGACCACAUGCAUUCUGUAAUUGGAGAGCCCUUUCCUCUAGAUCAGGGGUAGUCAACCAUUUUAUACCUACUGCUCACUAAUGCAUCUUUCUUGAUGGUAAAAUUUUCUUACCACCCACCAAUGCUCGAUGGAAGGAGGAUUCAGCUUGUGCCAUAGAACCCCCUACUGCCCACCUAGAAUCCUGAAACACCCACUAGUAGGCUGUAGUGUAGGGACCAGGUUGACAACCCCUGCUCUAGAUGGUUCCCACUGAAGUAUUUGUGUCACAAAAUACACAUAUUCCUCUUAGAAGUCUGGAGAUAGUUCUGAGUUUGGUCAUUCUUGGUGCUGAACAGGAGGAAUGACAGCCAUCAUCUUGGUGUGUGUGAUUUAAUCUACUUGUCAGAUCCUCAACAGUUGGAGAUCCACAAGUUAACAGUAUCAGCAAAUCCACAUUAUCCCAAAUGAUACAAUGCUCUUCAUAUUUUUGGUGUGAAGGCAACAUUUCUCAUCACACUUCCCACAGUGUAACUAAAUAUUCUAUCUUUAUUAAUUACAUCUUUACAUCUUUAUGUAAGAAAAUUGUGUCUCUUUUCAGUACUUGACUUAUGCUUUGAAAAAAAUGCAUUAAUUUAAGUAAGGAUCAAUUUGUUAUUGCUCGGUGAGCCCAGUUAUUUGCAGUAAAUGCAUACAAAUUAAUUUGGAUAUGGAAAUACAUUUCCUGUUUUAUGGCAACUCAUCUCUUCAACACUUUCACUAAGUAGAGAACACCGUAAUUUGGAUGUAUACAAAGGCUGUUUAUUCCAAAUAUUUCAUCCACAUAAAUGUUUUAAACAUGAGUUGGCACAGACGUUUUGCAUAAAAUGUGCUACAAUGCAACUGCCUUUUGAAACAAAACAAGGUUGUUCUGUUUGCCUGUUAAGUCAGCUCUAGCAGUUCUUAGAAAUGUCAUUUAUUAAAUGUCACGCUAAUUGCUUGUAAUAUCAACCCCUGAAAAGCAAACCUUUGUGAGUGAUCUUUCAGAAGCUUUAUUUUUCUCUGUUCUGUCUGUCUGGUACAUUUUGAAGAGAAUAAACAAACAAGAUUUACCUUUGAUACAGCACCACUCGCUAAAAAUAUAAGGCUGACUGACUGGUGCAUUUAAGGAUAUUUCAUCUCUGCGAAUAAAAAUGAUGCACCCAUUCUAAAUUAAUCAAAUGCUUUAAAAUUAAUUUGAUGAAAUUAAUAUUCUAAGAUUGAUGCCAUCAUUUAUCAUCAAUAUGCUAUACUCUGAGUCAGGUUAAUGAGUUAGGGGGAAAGUCCAUUCUUUUUUUGGUUUCUCUGCUGUAAUAGAUGGCCAAUAAUGAAAAAAAGAAAGAAAGAAUAAGAAGUAAGAAGUACCUGCUAGAUCAGAGGAAAGCUCCACCUGGUUCAGCCUCCUCCUCCUUACAGGGGCCAGCUGGAUGCUUCUGAGCAUCCCAAAUGCAGGGCAUGGAGGCGAUAGUUCUCUAAGAUCAUAAGAUCAUCCCCAAAGCCUAUCUAGUCCUGCAUCCUGUUUCCCAUAGUGCUCCACCAGAUGCCUAUUGGAAGCUUACAAGCAGGACACAAGUGCAGUCGCCCAUUCCCUGCUGUUGUUUUCCCAGCAGCUAAUAUUCAAUGUACACACAGGUAAGUAACAUGACAGUGGGCUAAGGCAGAAGGGUGUUCUGGGCCUAUGUUGUAUGGUAAGGGUUAAUAUUUGUUUUUUGAUGAACAGAAGCCAGCAUUACAAUCAGAUGCUGCUGAUUGCUUCUAAUGCUAUUUAUAUCUCCUCCAGACUUAUUAUCUAUAUUUCCUGGAGGCUUAUUUUGAAAUUGUUUUUAUGUGCCACUGUAGCUAUUGGAUUAUUCAGUGUAGCUCACUGUACAUGUGGCUAUUCUUGAAGAUGGCUUGGAAACUGCAGGUGGUUCUGAUGGCAUUUCCACUCCCCCAUAACAUUAGUUCUUUAACACUUGCCUUGGCUGUUUAUCCGUGAAUGAACCUAAUUCAAAGCAUUCACCUUGACAUAAAAAACCCCUGAAUGGCUUGUGACCUGAAGAGGUGUCCUCCCAUCACAACAAUGUGCAUUCAGUGUGGGAUGCCAGUGCUCCCCCGCCAUAUUUUAAAUUGCUGUUACCCACCUCAAGGUUACCUCUGAUGAAGGGCAGGAUAUAAAUCCUGUAAGUAAAGAAAUGAGCAAAUGUUGGUAUAUGUUUUUGAGCUAUUAAAAGUAACCAUUCCUAUCAGCUGUGCCAUGUUUAUCAUAACGUGGUCACUUAGUCGCUAGGCCCCCAAAAUGAGAAUCAUUCAAUAAUUAUAAUGUUAGGAAGUACUUGCCAUUAGAGGUAUUGCAGGCUGGCACUUGUCCUUGUUCUGGCAGGUAUCUCAGAUAUUAUGGUAUCAGCCUAAUUAAGAGAACAAAAUGGAAAGGGAAUGAAAUCUUCUGUUGAAAUGAACUGAUGGAAGGUACCUGUCCUGCAUCAGUAGAGACUCAUUCCUUUUAGUAUAAUUGACUUCACUUGUUGACAUUUCCUUGGACAGAUCAGGGUGGGUUUUCUUUUCAUGCUCAACGGAUGCAGAUAUAGCUACCUACGAGUAGGAUGGAAUUUAUCAUGGCACUGGAUUGACUGCUUCGAUUGGCACAUAAUUUGUCCCUUUCGUUAUAAAAUAGGUCUUGGCUCCACUCCCUGCAAUUUUGAAUGUUUUGGUCUGUAUGCACUUUAGGGUGGUAUAACUUGAUUGUUCCUUUUUUCUGCUUGUGGUGCACUGGACUGCAUAAAUAAUUCUGAGGCUGAUGGUAACUGGAUAUUAGCUUGAUAAAUUGAGCUGCACUUGGUAAACUGUUGAUUCUUUUUAGUACCAUAACUCACUGCCACUGUGAGUCUUGCACAAAUUGGCUGGUUUUAAGAUGAAACAAUUCUGAAAAUUCUUAACUUUGAGGGCCAGGUGUUUUCUUGUUUUCUGUGUGUGUGUGUGUGUGUGUGUGUGUGAAUGAAUAGACAGAAAUAUUCUCAUUUGUAUGUUUUCAGCUGCAACAUUUAGUUGACUAAGCAAUGAAAUACCUUUUGGUUGAUUAAAAAGCUGCCCCAAUUAUUCGGGGAGAAAGAUAGCUAUAUCUAUAUAGUCAAUUAGGUUGCAAUUAAUUUAUUUGUUGUAAUUAACCUGGUAAUUUCAAAACAUUUGUUUGUAAGAAUGUCUCAAUUUAUAAGAAAUAAAUUCAUAAAUAAGUAAAUUUAUAAGAAAUAAAUACAAUAAUUGUUCAUGCAAGUACUCCACAAAUUCAUGACUGGCAGGUACCUUCUUUGAACAGGCUUUCUUACUUUUUUCUUACACAAACAGAAUGCCUCUUUUGAGAUAGUGACACUUAAGUAGAUCAUAUAGAAUCCAAGAAAAUGCUCCCCCCCUUUGUUUGGCACUCCUCAUUCAAUAAGUCAAACUGUGUGAUGUUUCCUGUACAGUAUGUCUUGUGCAAGGGCUGGGAGACACUGAGCAAACCAGAUCACAAAUGCCUUGCAAUGAAAUAGACCCUGCAGACAGUAGCUGGCCAUGCAUGCUGGCAGAACAGGCAGACUCUGAGGAUAUUCAGAGUACUCUGCCAAAAGAAAACAGAUAUGCACUCAUGUGAUUGUUUGCCUGGUACAAGGAAAGGAAUCCUCUAGGCAUACAUUAAGUGCAAUAUAACUGUGAAUGCAGACUGUGAUACUGGACUUGUGGUAUAUCAGUAAAUUCACAGGGAAAACAGUUUUAAAAGGAAUGCAGUAGGUGUUGAAAGGGCAUACAGAGAGCACUUUUUUUGGGGGGGGAGGUGAAAUGUAGUCAUAAAGUUGCCUGCAUAGCACAAGGGAAGGAAGUGUUGGGGCAUAUACUGAGUGCGAUAUAGCCAAUUGCACCUACACAGCCUGUGCUUUGGAAUUCACAGCCAAUUACACUUGUGCAGCGUGUGCUGUUGGAAUUAGCUGACUUGCUUCAUGACCUGAGAUGAGAACUUGUGCCUUGCACACCCAGUGCAUGUGAUGAGCCAUAAUAGCGGAAGCACGGCAUCUUGGGUGGACUGACAGCAGGCACUAGAACAUGUGUUUGGAACGCAUGCAGUUUAUGCUUCUUCUCCCUUCCAACUUCUUAAGCUCCGUGGAAUUAGAAGACAACUCUCCUUGCCUGAGUGCUUCCGUAUUUAUUUCCCUUCUGCUCUAGCCCAACUGACUGAAUUUCUCUGUUCAUUUAUGUGCUGCUAGAAUUGAAAGAGGGCUUGGUUAGGGACUUAGAACAUGGACUGCAACUCCCAUGAGCCCCAGCUAGUACGGUUAAUGGUCAGAAUUUAUGUGAGCUGUAGUCCAGCAACAUCUGGAUAGCAUCACAUUUGCUGGCCCUGGGAUAGAAGGAGGGAAUUCCUUCUGCACUCUCCACCUGCCUUCUGGGCCCCUUACAUUGCUGACAAGAGCUGGGCUGAAUUCUGCAGGUCUGUUGCUACCCCUUAUUCACCAUGUGGAAGUGGCACCUAGUGAUGGGAUGUUCCUACUCACAAUUUGAUUCUUACUUCUUCAGCUAAAAUCCAGUUUCUCAGAUACCAUAAUCCUCCUGGAAAUAAAUGCCAUUUAAAAACAUGACACAUUACCAUACCAUUGAUAGCUAUAUUGCACCUUAUAUUAUCAGUUGCAAUGCUUUUUGGAAUUCUGAUCACUUUCACAGUCUGUUACAUUUAGUAGCUUCUUAGAUCCAGUGUUUAUCAAGUUUUCUUUGUUAUAGAUGAUCUCUGUUUUGCAAGAACUUAUGCAUGAAAUGUAUUGGGUUCUUAUAAAUGACUUAGUGAUUUGACAUCAUAGCCAUGUUUGUGCAAAAAUGGAGUUAUUUUCCUUUAUUUACAGUUCAAAAGAAAAUGAACACAAGUUCAGCCCUGUAUACAAGUUAUUUAGAAAUACAGUAUUUUGAUCUAUUCAAUUAUAUUCUUUCGUUUUAGACAACUCGAUUAGGUGAAAUCUAAACUGUCCAAAUCAAGCCUUCAUGACACCGCUAUUCAAAUAAUUAGGAUUUGAACUGACAUAAGAUCCUCCCUCCUCAUUUUUCUAAUUAUACAGAUAAACUGGUAGCUGCUAAUUCUAUCUUCCAGCACUUAAUUGUUUGUAAGUGCCUAAAGAUUAAAGCUAAAUGUCCAAUUAAAAAGGUAUUAAACUAUUGUGAGAGUUUAUGGAAAGAUAACACAAAUUUUGAAUUAAAUGGUCACCGAGGAAUAGUACUGCUGAAAUUGGUUGGUUCUUCCCAGUUCUUUAUUGCUUUGCCGGAAGUAAGACUCUGAAGGAUUAGAUUACUGUUAUAACCAUGCAAGCGUUUAACUUGAGGAAGGGAAUUAGACAAGUAUGGAAUGAUUGCAGUUGAGCUUUUGACUGGCAGUGACAAGAUAAGGAUAUAGUAUUUAUCUUUUUAACAACAUCACAAGAAAAUGACACUUGUGUUGUUGCUUUGACACAGUAAAGCAUAUAGGCCUUGUAAUUCAACCCAACUGGGCCUGCCACAACCCUAUAAUUUCUGAUUUUCAUAGAGCAGGUAUGGGGAACUGUUUUCAAAUCAGGGUAUACAUUCUCUUUUGGGCAAGCUUUUGAGGGCCAUGUGCCAAGGGUAGGUGAAGCCAGAGGCAAAGAUGCGUGGAGCAGCAAAUCCUAAUUUUACAACAGUUUACACAUAAACAGCUUUCUGUUUUAUCCACCUAGGCAAGCAAGAAGUACUACCAGAGUUCAAGGACACACUCAAAGACACUCAAAGAGGGGGGCAUUAAAGCAGGUCUGGUGAGCGGUGUGGCCUGGGGAGAGGGGCAUAGUUGAUGAGAGCACUAAAGGCUAGACAGAGAGAGUUGAAGGGCCAUCUUUGGCCCCUGGUCCACCACCACUACACAAACAGGACACAGCACACGCAGCCUCCACCAUCCUGUGAAAACCCCUUAAUCCCGAUUUUAUUUUAUUCUCUGGUAGAUUUACAAAAAGAAAAACACACAGCAAUAAAUACAUUUUAGAAAGGGGCAUUAUUAGACAUAGACACACAUAGCAUUUUUUUCCUUUUUUUAGUGAAGGCUCCUUUUGCUCUGCAAAAGGAAAGGCCAUGGAGAACCAAUAGGAUUCUCCCUCGCAGCUGUCGCGAACUAUGUCACCACCACUCCUUGGGAUAAGCGUUGGCUCAUCCUUUUGCGUGGACAGGUGGAGUCCCCAGAUCCCGCGCAGUCCCCCCAUCAUGUGGAAUAACGACUCAAGACAACGUGCUAUGGGAUUAAAUUGGCCACAACUUUAUUAAAUUUCAAAUGUGGGUAGACUUUGGCUCAGGCAUUGGGCAUUCUCCCUCCCCAGUCCCCAGCCGGGGACCUAGGGAGCAUCAGGGUUAUCCAGUGUGUGUGUGGGGGAUGGGCUGGCUCUGGAGAACAUAUGUUCAAGCAGAGAUAGCCGCCCCCCGUUACGCCGCCGCCGCAGGGGAGAGCAAUGACGACCUUUCGGCGUAUGGUCAAAGCCUCCCUUCAGAAACCCCUUUAACGGGGAACCCUGGUAUCGCCGCCGCAAAGAGGAAGAUGGACUAAAGGAUUCCGCCCAAGGCCUGAUACUGCCAAAGUUGUGACGUUUUGCUACGGGAAAGGCAAAACCUGCCAAUGCAGGGAAAUUCCUGUCCGGCCCUUUAACAGCGACCUUAACGUAGCAGCGCCCGCAUACCUGUGAAGAAAAGUUAACCUGCAAAACCUGUGAAGAAAAGUUAACCUGCAAAAUAAGACAUUAACUGAGGGUGGGUAGGGUGGGAGAAGCUCUGGAGCCAAGUGAGGAUUCCCAGGUAAGAUCCCCCUCUAUUGUGUGGGCAGGUAAUCCCUCCCCGCCCUGGCCUGGUCUCCUUGGCAACGCUUCCCCCAGGUGGGAUUGGACAACUGACUGAGGUAGGCGGAGACCUCCAGGUAUCCCACCUGAGAGAAGGCAAAGCCAAGCCUAUGCUGAUGGAGCUGCUCCAGAUCCAGGGGCUGCGCGCGUCCACGCAAAGGGCGCCCCCCAUUUUAAGCGGGGAGCGGUCAUUCCCUGAGCUUGAUGGUGGCAGCACUGAUGGGGGAAAUAGGGACAUUCCAGGAUCAGAUCAUGAGCUGGGACAAUUUUCAUAAUUCCAGGACUGUCUCUGGGAAAUCGGGGCACUUGGAGGCUAUGUGGUGGCAUGGUCAGGUUCUGUUAGGAUAACAAAACAUUUGAAUAGGACCUGAUGUCUUUCCCAGUAAUGGUUCUAAUUGGUGUUUAAUUCUAUUGAAACCUGGGUCAGCUGACUGGCCAUUCUCAUGCUUCUGGGCUCAGCAUUUCUGAAGCUAUAGAUAUAGCUCAUGUUGCAUAAAGCCCUCUACUGCCUUUUACUUGCCAAUUUUAUAGAUGUCAAUGCUGGAUUCCUAGGGUUGGUUUAACAAUUUUGCCUUCAGCAGCCAAGAAAGAACAGAUGAGGUGCAUAAAGAUGGAAAUAAGAACGUGGUUGUUUGGGUUUUUUUUGGGGGGGGGGGUUGUGUCAGACUGGCAGAAGAAAUGUAUUCCAAAGUAUCCACUGUCUGUUUUAGAAGCUCUGAAGGUCACAGAAUAUCCACAGGUGUGUUUCGAUGAAAACUGUAAUGGGAAAAAUGUCACCUGCUGAAAAUUGACCUCUUUCAGAGCUCUGGCAGAGGCAUGUAGCUCAUCUUCCACAAAUUCUCCUCCUUAUAGCAUCAGACAGAAAGCCUGGAAAUAUUUUAAAAAUAAAAGUCUAGUUAUGCUUUUACUCAGUUUGCAUCAUUUGGGGGUGGUUUUGCCCACACACAUCUUGCUGCUAAGUUGUGUUGUCUUGAUUAUUAUGGCAUUGAUGUAUGGUAAAAUUUCAGUGAUCUUCCCAAUAGGAAGAACAUACCAAGACUGGAGAGGGGUAGUAAUAUCAGAUACUAUACCUCCAUACUCAUCACUCACCAGUAAGGAACAUCAAGAAAGACUGAAAGCAAUAACGAAAAGGCAUUGGCACAAGAUGGUAAGUCAUAGUUGGAUUUCCCCCCAGCUUCUGAAGUGUCCCAUAGAGUUUAGGAAGUAUGCUCUGAUACCAUGGAGCAGGAUUAUAAAGAACAGAAGUUUAUUGAGUGGUCUUAAUCUGUGUAUGCUUGUGGAGAGCAAUCUUAAGUUUUCAGAGUUCAUAUUAAAGAAUAGAGGAGUUUAUAUGUGUGAACCUAGUGAGCUUUAGCUGUAUGUUUUCAAACCUCAGGCCAUACUUGAUGUGCAUAGUAUAUGCAUAUAUGUUUUUCCUAGUGGGGCAAAUAAAAAACAGAGCAAAGGUGGAGAUUUUCUCAGGGAAAAUUAUGUGGGGUGGAGAUUUAACUCCCUCACCCGAUGCUACUGUUCUGUUCUGGGUUGCUGCCCUUUUCCUCCCCUACACCCCUGCUACACUAUGAAACUUCACAAUCAAACAUCCAACUCUACACUGAAGCCUUCACCACAAUUAAAUUUUACUUAUAAACAUAAUCUCCUCUCAUACACCAACCCUCUCCUAUAUAUACAAUCCCUCACUGAACACCUCCACGCACUCCACCCUGUGCUGAAAGCCCCCUUGCACACACUGCUUCACACUGACCCUGAUCCAACAAACAAGCACAGGCCAACUCAUACAAGGAAAGAAUUCUCUUGCAGUACAGUAAGACCCAGCUGCUUCAUAAGGACCACAGCAUGAGGCAUCUUUGCUGUUCCCAGGCAUAUCUUCAUCCCAAUCUGGAUUUGAGCCUGAAAAACUAGGGGAAAGUGGGUGUGUGGAGGGUAAAUUGUAAGUAAGUACAAUUUGUGACAUUUGCACAGCAUCAUUCCUAAUUACGGGACAUGUCUCUUAAGGCAUUUGCCUUGGCUUCCAAUUUCUCGGCUUGUAGAGCUUGAGCCAACAUGAGAGCCUUGGCUUUGGUCUUUAUACCAGCAGGUUUUUGGUCACUGAAUAUGAACUCUGUUCUUUAAGAUGCCCUGUGUUAGGUACAAUAUACUGUACUUAAGUUCCCUAUAUUAUGUGGUACUGAAUUUACCAGUUCCACAAUCAAUGAGACGAUAUCUUCAGAAUAUCAGAGCAGUUCCAUCAAUGUUAACACUAGUUAAGGGGCACACCACUUCACUGGAGGAAAAUCAGAAUACUAUAUUCCUUCAAUUAAAGUCAUAAUAAUAAUUAGAGAAGCAAAUUGCUAGCACUGUGCUGUUUAAUUUGAGAGAAGCACCUCAUUUAGAGUAGUUAACUUCUGAGUCCUUAAGUAAUUAUUUAAACAAACUCACUUUAAGAGAUAACAGCAAAUCUCAUGUAGAAACAAAGCCAAUUCAUUUAUUGAACUUUGCUACUGAGCAUUUAACAUGUUAUCUCUCUGAGGCUGUUAUCUCUGUAGCUGAAUUUGUGGAAAUAGAACCUAAUCAUUCAGCUGCGAAAGGCUAUUCACUGAGGUUUAUUUACGGAAGUAUCGUAUAUAGCUUCAUUUACAGAAGGGAUCCCUUCAUUUAAAGGGAUUUAUUGUAUAGUGGAAUACACAGGGAUCAUACUCUAACUAGCAAUUAUUAGAGGGGUGGCGCCUGAAUAAAUAUUGCUUUUGGUUUGUCCUAUUUUUCUUAGAAUGAUAAACAGUUUUCUUCUUCUUCAAGGUAGUCUUUUUUAUGCCCUUAAUCUGGCCAUCCAAAGAUAUUUCAUUGCAAAUUCAAUGCUGUACAACAGGGGUGGAAAACCCCUGGCUCGUGGGCUUUAGGUCUCUGAAUUUUAUUGUUAACCUUUUGCCCACCCCCCUUAGCCGAAUGGACACAGAAAGCACAGCCACUGACAUGUAUCUUAAUGUAAAUCUAUCAUAUAUAUUAAUGUAGCCAAAAAUUGACUUUACUUGCUUGAUGUGAGUGUUAAAAUGUGAGUUUGGUGCAUAUAUUUUCUAAUUAGAUUAAUGACAUUGUUUAUUGCAAUGUUUAUAGGAAGUCCCAUUAUGACUGAGCAUGUUAUUACCAAGGUAUCCUAAAAUAUUGAUGAUGAAUGAGUGUGUGAAAAUACACAAAUGUGAUUAGAACUAAUGUGACCUUGGCUCAGCUCAGAAUACUUCAGGUGUCUUUCUCAAGGAGGAGUCAAUCUCUUUGCAGUGGGAGGGUGGUGUGUGAUGUGGGAGGGAUUUUUCCCUUUGCAAAAUCCAAACCUACAACCAUUGAAACGGGUCACUCAUUUGCUUGGCAAUAUGUUGUUAAUAUGCCAGCCAGCUGACAAUAAAAAAUGUCAAAAAACAGUAACGUACGUCGUAUGUACGUACCUGUGUGUGUGUGUGUGAGAGAGAGAGAGAGAGAAAGAAAGAGAGAGCUCCUCCUCAUCACUUGAACACACAGUACUCCUUAGGCAAUAUGCAUACUUCAGUGGGCAAUUACCAGCUCACUGAGUUUGCAGCCAACUCUGAAAUCAUUAUAAAAAAAUGUAAACAAUAAUGAUAUUUUUUAAAAAACAACAACUGAAGGACCGAACAGUACAGGUGAUGAGUCUGUAUAAUUGUAAUCAGAACUGGUACCUAGAAUCAGAUUGCAUCCCUUGGCCUGACAAACAAAUAUAAUUAAAAGCCAGGCAAUUGGUGAAUGGGGCAAUUGCCCCAUUCACCAAUUCUUGCCAUCUGCUUCCUCUUCUACAUGACUUCUUUCCCCCAUUCUUAUAUAACUUCCUCUUCCUGCAUGAACAGGGAAGUGAGUGUGUGACAGCAGUACUGCAAUUGCUACUACAUCCUCAUCGCAUUUGAUCUCAUUCUGGCACAAUUUCCUUCACCCAGCAUUAGCCAUGCUUUAAAAUAAUAUUUAUUUAUGUGAGGUUAGGUAGCUGUCUCAUAUAUAUUUGAAGGGUACCCCUUCCUUUGUGACCAUUUUGUUCCAUGAAAGAUCUGUCACAGUGAAUACUCAUGCAUGUCUCCUGAACAAUUCUGUUAAUCGGUCCUUUUCUUCAUAGCGGCGCCGUCGAGAAACUAAAGUGAAAAUAUGCUCUGAAGAGCCUCUGAAACCUUCAAGAAAAUCUUACAGGUGCUUUCAAUUAUUUUUCUGAAACAGGACACAACCUAGUUUGCUAUUGGAUUGUUUGCCGUGUGUGUGUGUGUUUUUUAAAUGUCAGGUAUCUUAAAUUUCCAAAAGCAAAAGAAAGGAACAGGUUCAAAUUAUUUUUGGUAACGAUUUAAGGUGCACUUCAACUCUGCAGGAUAUAGAGGUUCUGCACUGGUAAGUGGAUCCUAGGGCUGUUACACAGUGCUGCUAAGUAUUGGCAUCAAACAUGUAAACAGAAGCUGUGCUGGAAGGCCAAGCUACUUGCCACCCAAGCCACUGAAUAUGUGGGGUGCUUGAAGACCAAAUGAAUCAUAAUGUGAAAUGGUGAUAAUUGCAUCAAGGGCUGGGCCAAGAGAUUCUGCCCCUGCCUCUCCAAGUCCUCUUCCUUCUAUGACUCCAUGCCUCCUUUUUCUUUCCACCCCUCUUUACAUUUAUUUUGCCGUAGUGGCAGUCUCUGUGCCGCCGCUCCUACCUUCAGCCCCUUACACUGAGAAAUGGCAAAGGGAAAGUCCUUUCUCAGGGUGAACCACCGGGAGAGUGCCUGGGAGUUGCUGCCGCUCUAAUACCUAGCUAUUCUCUUUAAACUGAGGGCUCAUCUGCACUACACCUUUAAAGCAGUAUCACACCACUUUAAACCAUCAUGGCUUCCCCAAGAGAAUCCUGGGUACUGUAGUUUCUUAGGGGUCCUGAGAGUUGUUGGGAGAAACCUAUUCCCCUCAGAAUUCCCAGAGUUCCCUGGGAAGAGAAAUUGAUUGUUAAUCCACUCUGGGCAUUGUAGAUCUGUGAGGGGAAUAGCAACCUUGAUGAAUUACAGUUCCCAACUGGGUUUGGGAGUAUAAAGGAAGGAAUUUAUACAGAUGCCUUCUGUUUCCUAUGACCAGAAGGCUCCUAUAAAGUCAACCUAUCCAAAUGGUAAAACCAAAUAAAAAAUAAAUCCAAUAAAUUCAGGGGAACACUGGGAUGGUGUUCAGAACUCCACUCUGGAAUGAGUUUAUUCUUCCCCUUCCCAAUAGUCUGUGAAGGGCAUGCAUACCAUAUGGAGAGCAUUAGUGGACAAGGACUGGGCUGGAUUGGGCUAUGCCAUUACCUGGCACUAAAACAGAGACAGACAUUAUCAGUGGUUGGUACUAUCCUCUGCUGUGUCAUGCCAUUAACAUUUUGCAAGCUGGUUGUGUUAAAAGAAUCGAAAUGUCACGUUUUUCACCCAACCUUCUGACACAAUGUUUAUCAGAAAAGUUGGAACGACCCUUUAAUGCUCCUGUUUAGUAUUCUUAAAUUCAGCUGCCGUUCAGGAACACAUUACAAAAUGUAACAAAUGAAAACAGAAGAAAGUGCCUUUCCCCCUAAUGUGCCUAAGCCUAUUUUAUAUCAGUUUGACACACAUAAGCUUCAAGCUUUGCAUUUUCAAUUAUAUGCCUUCCUUAAUUACCGUAGUCUGUCUUGAAACCCCGUUUACUGAAAUAUUUAUUUGUAGGAAGGACAGGGAACUCUUCCCUCUACAGAUGUGGGUGCUCUGUACCUCCCACCAUCCCUGACCAUGCUGGCUGGGGCUCAUGUGAGUUGAAGGCCAACAAAAUGUGGAGGGAUACAAGUUUCCCAUCCCUGGUUUAUAUGAUCAGAUCUAUCAUUGUGCACCUACAGCAUAUUGCACCAUGGUUUCUGUUUAUUUCUUUUGCGGAGGCCGUUAAAAUAUCUGAUCUAAUUCAAAAAAAGCACUGUAUUUUUUCUGAUUAUGAUGUAUAUGUGAUACAUAAUUUACAUGAGAUAUAAUAAUUAGUGACCUAGUUGUCCCACAAGCAUGACAUAGUAGAAACUGUAAUAAGUGAGAUUCUUUAUUCAGUUAGUGAUCUUUUUGUAAUGUUAUGUGUGUCUGUAUUUUUAACCCUUAAAGCUAAGUAGUGGAAUGUCUAUGAUAAUAAAUUCCUCUCCAAAAAGUUCUUAAACUAAGAUUAGAAAUCUCCAGAGCUUAGUUUUACUCAAGUGUCACAAUGACUUAACCUUUGAAAAGAACUGUUAAUGUGAUCAUUCAAUCCCAUAAGAUAUGGAGUGUGAUAUUAAUGCAUCUUCACAGGGAACUCUGGCUAAACAAAAGCCAUCUCUUAGUUCAUUCUGUCAUUUAUCUGUUUGAAGAAUUUUUAUUCCACUCUUCAGCCAAAAAAACACAUGGCACAAGAGGAAAACAGAUUGGAAGGGAGAAGGAAUAAAGCUAACUCUGGUAAUGCUACUCUUGUUGAUUAUUACUAUAUUGGAAUAUACUGUUAUUGCACAACGUCCCUCAACAUUAAUGUGGUAAGGGGGCAUUUUGAACUUACCAUCUAUUGUGGUAUAGUUAUUGCCCCCCAUCAACUUUUUUUGUAUGCUUCUCCACACCAUCAUCAUUAUUCAAGCACACCAGUGCAAGUAGAUAAAUAAGGUACCACUGUGGCGGGAAGGUAAAUGGCAUUUCCUUGCACUCUGGUUUCCGUCAUGGAGUUCCGUUGCACCAGAAGCGGUUUAGUCAUGCUGGCCACAUGACCCAGAAAGCUGUCUGUGGACAAAUGCCGGCUCCCUUGGCUUGAAAACGCGAUGAAUGCCACAACCCCAUAGUCGCCUUUGACUGGACUUAACCGUCCAGGGGCCCUUUACCUUUUACCUUUACUGGAAUUAUGUAACCCCCUUUUCUAUCACAAAAUUGCAACUUUUAUGAAAGAUGUGGGACUCAGCAGUACAGCUGCAAAUAAAACGUUUUAAAUGUGUUGUAAAGUGCAAUAUAAAAAUGUGACAGUGAGCUAUGCCAAAUUCAAUGUAUUUUUCAAAACACUUUUUCAAAAAGCAUUUUCACAGUGUUUAUUUUUAAUAUGUGUGUAGAUUCCACCCUGGAGUGGAUCCUUGAUAUUUUCAUUUGUGUGGCAUCAUCCUGGUUUCUGUAUGUUUAGCUGGUAGCCCCAAGAGAGCUACAUACCUUUUGUACUCAGUUCCUUCCCCUAAACCACGUUUGGAUUGAUUCUUUAUUUCAACAGUUGCUUCUUGAUGAAAUUGUGAAGCUACUAUUCAAAGCAGAUAAAUAAAAUAGCCCCACCUUCACAAUUUCAGGAAGCAGGAGAGAGUGGGACAAAGGGAGGUAGAAGACAUAAGCUUGGGCCCUGUGACAGUCUGGAAAGCCAUAUCAUCCUCUCAUAAAAGGACUGGGCUGCCUGGGUCCAUCAUAAAUAUAUAUGGUAUAGCUCACGUACAUUGUUCAUAUGUUGGUUUCUGUCUCUUUCAGCUUUAGUGCUCCAAAUGUUGCAUUCUUGUUCAGCACAAAUUGUAUGAAUUUUUUUGCUACCCUAUUUCAGUUUAUAAAUAAACCAUUUAUUCUCUGUUCAAGUCCUCCAACAGUUUGCUGCUAAUCCUCAGAAGAUUAAUAUGCUUUCAGCGAUAAUCCUUUCAUCUGCUGAAGUUCAAAGAUGCUGAAUCACUAAAGUUAGUAGGCUGACAGAACUUCCAGUAAAAUGGUACCAAGAAAGUGACGAUCCUUUGAUGGAUUUCUUUUAAUUUUUAAGGUUAAAAUUGUAGGUGGCAUAAAAAUAUCUGGCAUUCACAAACCGUCUUUCAGCACCGAUAGAACACUUGAAAUUUCAGCGCAAAAUAUUAUUUGCCAUUUGUCUGCCUCCUCAUAGCUUUACAUGUGGGCAACCUGCUCUAUAAGAUCUUACACUAAGAGAUGUUGGUAAUGAAAGAGCGGGGAAUGUAUGGAUGGUUAAUGCUUUGUAUAGAUUCCAGAAAAUUGCACAAGAAGCUCUGAGUGCGUUUGUGCUCAGUUAGGUUCUGCUGUUGUGCUUCCCACAGGCAUCUGGUUGGCUACUGUGAGACAGGAUGCUGGACUAGAUUGGCUAUUGGCUGGAUCCAGCCAGCUCUCCUUAUGUUCCUAUUUGAGAUACACUUUCCAUGUCAUCACAAUAAAUUGAAAUUACUGGUUUACUGUGGAUGAACAACAUGCUGGCGCAUACAAUCCAUUCACUCACCCCUUUUUCAAAACAAUCCAGUUAUAGUUAGCUUGAGAUCUAUGUUUGCUACUCUUAAGCAAACCAGGAGUGCAAAUCAGGAUUUGAAGUUAGCUUAUGAAUUCUGACUGGCUUGAGAACAACUGGGGCAGGAUCCUGGCUUUUCAUGCCACAACAAGCUAGCCUCAUUUGGGUUUACCUGUGCACAUGAAAGGAAGAUGCUCAUUCACAGUAAGUCCAGGAAAGCCAGGAAUCCUGGCUUACUGUGAUGUGAAAACAUGGCUACUGGACAGCGACAGAAAGAGCCGCAGGCCUUAUGAUAGGAGAGCUAGGCCUGUACAGCCUGCUGGCUCUCCACUGCUGCCUACUUCUCCAGGUCACUGGGCAAGACAACAUCACACAAGGGACGCUAUGACCUUGGGAUGAGGCAGGGAAGCUGCACAGGUACUCCACACAUAUUGCAGUGGCACUAACUCAUACUUUGAACCUGACUUGUGACACACACUUGGCACGAAAGGUAGGCCAUCAGUGAUUUAAUACAUCCAAAUUGUCUUAUGUGGCAUAAAUUCAAUCUACCACUUAAAUACUUAAGAAAGGUUUUAGAACUAUAUAAUGAAUGUGUAUGAUGUCAUACUCUGUUGGCUGGCAGUGUUUUGUAUAUUCUUGGAGUCCCGCAUAACCUCUUUUUCUCCCCUUCAUUCUCCUUAUCUGUUUAGUCCCGCUCCAAAAGAGUGAGUGGGUCGGAUGGAAGAGAGAGAAUGGUUGCAAAGCAAUGCAGAUAUUGAGAGUGCAUGUAUCUUUGGGAUGGGAAGAAAUGUGCAGUGCAAUCCUAUGCAUAUAUACUCAAAAGUAAAUCCCACUGUGUUCUACUGAACAAAGUUGUGAUGGUUAUUGGUUUUAUGGUUUUAACAUUUAUGUUCUGGUAUCUUGCAUUUGAUUGGAAUAUUUAUAUACUGCUCUGCAGUCCCUUGGGAUAAAAGGGUUUAUACAUGUAAAUGAUGAUGAUAACAACAAAUCAUUUGAGGAAAAGUGAUAAUUUGUUGUUUUUCCUUUUGAGCUUUCUCUCUUACGUUCAGAAUAUAGGAGGCAAUUCUUCCCUUCUAUAUGAUGUUUCUCGUUUAAGCAUUUAUGUUGUGAACUUCUGCGGGAUACCAUUUUGAACACGAAUAACAGGUUAUAAAUAUUUUAAACAAACCAAUCAUUUAAUGAAAGUAAUAAGUGUCUAGUAGUACAAAUACACACACACACUCACACAAUCAAUUCUUAGCUAAAAAUGAGCAUGUCUAAGCCAAAUCUGUCUGUGUUUUGUCUAAAAGUAGAUGGCAACUUAGUCGGCAGAACAUGGUACUCUUAAUCUCAAGGUCGUGGGUUCGAGCCACAUGUUGGGUGAAAGAUUCCUGCGUUGUAGGGGGUUAGACUAGAUAACCCUUGUGGUCCCUUCCAACUGUAGAGUUCUAUGAUUCUAUGAGCUGUUGCGGGGGGCAGUAGGCCUGUUGCUGGAAUUUGUAGGUGGGGAGUGUGCUGUCUUGUUGGCCACUGUGGGAACAGAACGUUGAACUAGAUAAACAUCUGGCCUGAUACAGCAGCAGAGCCCUUGCUGUGUUCUUCUCGAUAACAUCAUGUUCAAACUUUUCUCUUCUUAUUGCUUUUAGGUAUGUUCUUUAUGCUGUGGUUUGUUUUUAAACCUUGCAUUCUUUGUACAACCCUCUAACUGUUCCAUUUUAGAAGAAAAGACCACCAAAAGAUAAAAGCCAUCUUCAAAAAAAAUGCAACUGUACCCAGUAGGCCUACAACCCAUAUGUGACGGAAGGUCCUCACAAUUUCAGUGAAUGUAGCAGAAGUUCUGCUUCAAGGUCACUGUGCAGCGAGUGGAAGCCUCUUGGCUCAGUUUAACAGGACAUCAGCCAACUCAAAGCAAAUUGCAAUUACACUAGAAAUUACAUUUGGACAAAACAGGAAGGCUGGGCCUGUUAAAGGAGGCAGAAUAUUUGCUUUGAGAGAAUGUGGGUUGGUAGGUGAUUGGAGAGGGAGGAGGCAGACAUCUGAUUUUGAACUUGGCAACCCCUCCAGCUGGUUUAGUCACAUAUUUUCAGCUCAAAAUCUAUUUGGCCUUUACAACAGCCAAAAUAAAUGUCCCUUAAUCACUUCCAACCUAUUAACAGAUGGGUAAACAGCUUUUAUAAAUGGGGCAUACAAAAUACUUCACAAUCAGCCAAAACUAAUUAGUGGCAAUAGCUGAACCAAAAUGUUUAAUUCAAGUAAUAUAUAUAUCAAUGUAGAUGAAAGUACAGUUUAUUUUUUAUUUUUAUUUUUUUUAAAGUCAUUUCAAAUAUUAUGCCUUAGAAAAAUCACAAUGGGCUUCAUUUAAACCUGAUGAAUUUAGAAUUCUAAUUUGUUUCGGCUUUUCUUCUACAUUAAGGCACAAUCCAGUGGUGAAGAUCUGCCAGCUGAAGGACUACUGUAUAGUAAGGGCAAGGGCCACUAUUUGAGGGCCACAUGCCGAUGGUGGGGAGGGCCAGAGGCAAAAGUUGGCAAAACAACAAAUGUGCAUUUGAACAGGAGGCUGGUUUCUGUAUUCACCCUUCCCCAUCCUCCUUCCAGGCAAGCAAGAGGCAUUAUCAGAGUAUAAGGACACAUUCCAGCCAGCGAGAAACACUUGGGGUUUGAGGCAGGACCAGUCUUUGCAUUAUGCUUAUUAAAAUAGCUAAUAAAAAGUUAUUAAAAACAACAACAAUGACUGAGCACUAACUGAGUUUUACAGAGGAAGUCUGUGGGCUGACGUUUCUGAUCUCUAUAAGUUGCUCUGGGAACCUAUUUUGGCUGAAGAGUGGUGUAAAACUGCUUUAGAAAAACUAUUACUCUGUUGUUCUCCUGAAUUAUCAGUCUACUGCUUCCAACACAUGUCUGUCUGUGUAUGUAUGUAUGUAUGUAUGUAUUUUUAUGCAGUCACUAAAAGGGUUUGUGUGAAGAAAGGCAUGAAAAAUAAUAUAGAUUUAAGGAUAACCCAUGUAUUCAAAUUAGUCACAUAAAUUUGGUGGAUGUUGGGGUUGUUUUAGAGUCUCAACUUUAAAAAGAUUGAUUCAGAGGAAAUGGGUAUAAAUUGCAACUUUGCAAUUUAUACAGAUGGAUGCAAUUAAUACAGAUGAUUUUCUGUAUUUCAGUGGAAAUGUGCAUUUUGUUAACAUUUGCAUUCAUCCUUGUUUCCAUACAUGUUAAACUUUUUUUCCUGUUUUUUAACAAAAUAUUUUGUAGGAGAAGGCGUACGCUCAGUAUAGUUCACGAGAAAGUCAGAAGGAUUGGGCCACACUUGGAUAUAUUUGAAGCUUUCAAACACCUCCGAAAAAGACAAACCAAGGAUAAAUAUAUUUCAUCUGCCAUUAUUAUACAGAAAACAAUCAGAGGAUGGCUUGUUCGUUGCAAAAUGCACAGAUUGAGGCUAAAGGUAUUGUAUCAGAAGCUAGGUGACAUGCCAUGGCUAGGAUUGCUAUGAUUAGGCUUAUUUAUGAACCCUUUGCAUUUGCUAGAUCAGCUGACCAUGAUGCUUUUUAUGCAUUAAUACUAUCCGGGGCUGGCACUGCCAUGAGACAAGGCAAGGCAGUUGCCUUGGUGCGGGAGGCUCUGGCUCUGUGGACUGUGCCCUGUGCUUCUUGGCUUUCUCUUUCUCCGCUAUGCAUGUGCUGCCUGUGCCCAAAUGCCCACCUCCCAGCAGUGGUGGGUGGCAUUGGGCACCUGGGCAGAUGUGGUAUGGCUGGUACACAGCAGGGGUGGCAGUAGGAGAAGGCAGCAUUUUUGUUUUGCCUCUAGGGGCAAAAUGUCCUGGACUGGGGCCCUUAUAUCAUUCCAGCAAUUUGAUAGGCAGGAAUCUGAUUUGGUAGGUAGCUCUCUCUCUCUCUGUCUGUCUGUCUGUCUGUCUGUGUGUGUAAAAUAAAUAGCUUGAUGUGGUAUAAGGCAGCUUUCUAUGUAGCUUAAUGUACUACCUGAAGCCACAAUUUCAGUUAGAUAUACUGAAGGCCCACAGGCUGUGCCCUUUAUUUAAACAUUGGUGCAGGUAUAUAAUGGUUUGCAUAUAAUGAUAAGUAUGGCUUAGUGUGAAUGAUCAAGUGUGCAGUUAUAGAAAAUGAAAAUCACAUAUGCUUCCUUCUUCCCCAGUCCUGCUGCUGCCAUGCUGUCCAGACGUAAGCAAUGGUUUGCGUUAGCAUUAUGUGUGAACCCAAGGUCAUAGUAUUUCUCACUCUGAACAAACCAUGUGUUCUUGGCUUGUUUGUUUGGGGAAGAGAAGUCACAAACCCAGGUUCGCACAUAACCCUAAGCCAAACCAUGACUUCUGGGUAGUGUGAUGGCAGCAAGGCUGGGGGAGAGGCAAGGCAGAUAUGAUUUUUCAAUUUGUGUGUCUCUAUUCUUACUUGUUCAUGCUUAAUUGUAGCUUGGCUUACUAUUGCAUGAGAACUGAGUCAAUGUAUAGCACCCCAUAUCUGGUUGUAGUUAACGGUAAUUUUUAAUCCACCUGCAUUGCUUUUGAAGUUUUUUCUAAUGUUGCUUUACAUUGUCUUGAAGUUUUAUGAGAGGGCAGUAUAUAAAUACUUUUAUAACUAAAUAAAAUACAUUUAAUAUUUCCUUGUGUUCUCCUGUAUCACAGUAUCUGCUGUUGCACAUUGGUAAUAUUUCCCCCCACCAACAAAACACUAACACCUGUUGCUUCUCGUUUUAUUUUUUCACUUUUGCUUUGUAGAACUUCUACAAUAGUUUGAACAGACUUUGAUACUUGCCUCAUCACAUUCAUUUAUGUGUGUGUGUCCUGGUUGUGGUUGUACAUACUUGCAAGGGAUUUGUCUCUGUUCACCACCUCUAAGAGUUUCUUAUUUUACACACUAAUAAUUUAUAAUCCUGUCCCUUUGAAAUAAAUGAAAACAAAAUAUUUGCGUAAUUGUAGGCUAGGAGCCAUGGACCAAGUUUACUAGCUGUCGUAAAGGAAUAUCGCAAAGUGAUGUUUCGCAUUAAACGCCGAUGUGGAAUCUUGGAUCCAACUACACCCCUAAUAUUUGAUCAACUAGAAGACUAUCUUGACCACAAAAGAUGUAUGUAUUGGUUAUAUUAUAUUAUAUUAUAUUAUAUUAUAUUAUAUUAUAUUAUAUUAUUUCAGAGCAAACCAUUAUUGAAAUUGCAGUACCUCUUGCUUUUUAAAAUGCUGUCUAUAUUUCAAUAUUUCAGAAUUCCAGAAAAUGCAACCAUCUCUUGUGCUUUCCAAACCUUACAGUAUUGUUUCAAAGACCUUUCCACCAUAGAUGAAAUACAGGCUUAUGUAUUAACAUUAUAAGACUCUUAUGUGGAGGUACCAUAACUCACUGGUAUAGAGCACAGAUACACUGUCCCAAGUUUCCUGUUAAAAGGAUCAGGUAGCAGAUGAUGGGGAAAACCCAGUCUGAGACCCUGGGAAGCACCUGCUGGCCAGUUUAGACUGGUGUAGUCAACCUGCUGCCCUCCAGACAUUGCUGGACUACAACUCCCAUCAUCCCCAACCACUGGCUAUAUUGGCUGGGGUUGAUGAGAGUCCCAACAACUUCUGGAGGACACCAUGUUGGCUACCCCUGAUUUAGGCAACACUAGGAGCUUCUAGUUAAUUGAGCACUGAGAUGCACAACUGUGUGUUGUUUUGUCAGGUUCUAUGGUUAGAACUGCAUGGGAUGGUGGGAGUCCUAUAUCUUCCAAUGCAGUUCACCACCAAACAGUAAUAAAGCACAGGGGGCGGGGGUGGAUUUAGUGAUUUCCAUUAGAGGGCAGAAGAACUUUGCUGAAAAUGCUGUCCAUUGUUUUAUUGCCUGCCCUGCCCCCCCCCCAACUCAUUUCUCCAUAUUCUUCUCCCACUCCAGUCUGGUAUUCAAAAUGGGAAAUAAGUCCAGCUGGAGGGAAGUUUUGGGGAAGGGACUCAGGGAGGGGAUAGGGAGUGACAGGUAGAGGAAAUAUUCAGCAUCCACUUUGCCCUUAGCUUCUUCAUUGGAAAUUACUAUGCACUGCUGUUUGGUAGCAUUCCUAGGUUCACCACAGUCUUCUGUAGUCCUGUGCUAGCUCAGCUCCAAUCUGAAUGUUCUAUCUCCCCUAUGGAAGCUGCCUGUAAAGUCUUUCCACAUGAAAGGUGAUGGUCACAGCAUGCAAAAGCAACUUACUGAGUGCCAAGGGCAUGCCACGUUUGCAUAUCAGUGUGGCAUGUCCUUGGCAGGAAUGGCACUGGCACACAGGAACUACAUGUGACUCAGUCCUGACACAUGCAUUAGCAAAUGCUGAAACAUGAUGUGUACCGUGUGGAGUGCUGCCAAGGUCUUCUUGGCAGUCUCCAUGAGGAGGCUGUAAUGUUUACAUUGACCCUGAGAUAGGAAAUGAUGGAGCAAACUGGCAAGCGAUAGGAAGCGAUGGAGCAAAUUGGCAAGUCACUCAAUCUGAGUAUUCACAGUGAGAUAGCUUGAGAAAAAGGCAGGUCCAUCUACAGAGGAAAACGAGGCGCUUGGCAGGCAUUUUCCAGCACAGAAUAUGGAGUGAACAUAUGGCCAAUGUGGCAAAGCAACAGUCUAUGCUUGAUAUAGCAGCAUCUAUCACACUAGCGAUGCUAAAUGUUGAAAAGGGGGUAAUAGAUAAAUAUAAAGUAUUACUUUGAAGUUAAGCAGUGGAACUAGUAAAGUAGCUGAAGUAGCAGUGACCAUAACAUUCUAUGUUGACAGUGAAUAUAUCUAGUGACAGCGAGGAGAUCUAGUGCUGGGCUGAAAUCUGCACCCCAGCAAUUUUCAUACAAUUUUCUGAAUUGUGUGUAUGUGUAUGUUUUCCAAUGAUUGGGUUAGUCCUUGAUGUGGUGGGUGUAGGCAAAUUCUAUUUGGUGUUGGUGUUACCUUUAAUAUGAGUUGGCUGCUGAUGUAUUAAAGAGCAGGUUGGCUACCCUCAGCAUCCUGGUAGAAAGCUUGUCCUGUAAAAUGAAAUGAAAAAAAAAAAUUAAUAAAACCCAGCGGCUACCUCUUAUUUAAUGAUAUGAUUACCAAGCCUCCCUGCCCCCCAGCCCAAUUCUUAGAAUUUGCCUACAUCUUCAAAAUAUUAAUGGGUACAGUUACACAUAAAAAGGAUGAAGUUAACCAUUGAAUAUCUUAUAUCAGUACAUGCAUAUCCAAGGGGUGUGUGUGUGUGUGUGUGUGUGAGAGAGAGAGAGAGAGAGAGAGAGAGAGAGAGAGAGAGACCAACAGACCUGGAGCGGCACUCUCUGAAUGCAGACUGCAAUAGUGGAGGAAUCAACAUAGUGAAAAUGGAAAUAAUAAUAAUAAUAAUAAUAAUAAUAGAAUAUUUAUACCCUGUCCAUCUGGCUGGGUUACCCCAGCCACUCUGGGUGGCCCCAACAAGAAUAUUAAACAGAAUAAAACUUCAAACAUUAAAAACUUCCCUAAACAUGGCUGCCUUCAGAUGUCUUCUAAAAGUCAGAUAGUUUAUUUCCUUGACAUCUGGUGGGAGGGCAUUCCACAGGCCGGGCGCCACCACUGAGAAGGCCCUCUGUCUUAUAUAGAAACAGUAGCAAGAAAUAUAUAGCUUGACAAGGCAUGAAAUAUUACUUGUCAGGGAUUGGAUGAAUACUGAGGGGCGGGCACCAGGAGAAGUGGGGUUGGAGACUGACUUGGAAGAAGGGAUCAGUGAAUAAGGGGAACCUGUAACAGCCAGAAGAGAAGAGGCAGAGGCAGGAGAACAUGCAGGAUUGGAGAGUGAAGGAAGCAAAGAUAAGUCAGGCUGGUGGACAGUCAAGGGCUUCUGCACCGCCUCCUCCUGCCCCCACGUCUCCUGCCCCACUGUCUCCCUGGACCAUAAGAGGAUUAAAGCGGGAGGAGCAGAAGGUUACACAGAGGCAGAGUCUUCACCUGCUUUUGUGCAGCCCAAAUAGGGAGGAUACACAAGCCAAGUUUGGGGGCAGGGCCUCUUUGUUGUGGCAACUGCCUCAUCAGGUGCACACCUAGGACUAUCUGAGAGAAGUAGGAUUGAUGGACAUACCUCCCCCUGACUUGUAAGUGUACUUUUGACAAUGACGAGUUGAUUUCUCACUCUGGACAUUCCAUGCCUGACAGCACUGUGACAUUAUUGGGAGCAGGUGGACUGGCACUCUACCUGGGCAGAGAGUUGUAGUCUGUAACACAGUUUACCCAAAAUGUUCCCAUCCUCACUAUUAGAAAUUGGGUUAGACGGAGCAAAUUUAGCUGCCUCAGGUAUGGAUAUAUGACAACAUUAUCCAAGUCAGGUGUAGGAGCAGCUUUAAAUGCCUCAGGUGAAAGUGUGGCAGCUUGGUCAGAAGCCACUGCCAACCCUGUAGCACCUGAAUCAAAUACUGCAAAAGGAUUGCUAACAGGAACGUUAAAACUCAAAGGGGAUUGUUGGAGAAACGGGGGGCCAGACUCGAUUCUGCUCUCUUUAGAUUUAGACACAGAGAGAUAAGUCCGGGACUACCUGAGUGUUUGGUAUUACCCAUUAUAAAACACAAAUAGUUUAAAAGUCCCCCCCCCCCACUUUUUAAAGCAAUAUCACAAAUCCACUGUUAAAACUUACAUAAAACAAGCACACUACUGAUAAAAAAAAUGUAAAGUAUUAUAUCCAGAAAGACUGUUCUUUUACCAAGGCACACACUUUUAUAUUACACUGUCUCAGGCUUCAUAAUCAACAGCAUUAACAAGAGGUCCAGUUAUAUAAUUCUUUAUAUUCUUAUUGGACCUGCAGAUCUUGGUGGCCACAGGCUGUGCCCUAGGUGAUUAGUCACAAGAAAGGAGCACUUCGGCUCCUCCCCUUCAGCUUGUUCUUCUAUUGCUUGAUGGCCAGAAGAAAUGCACAGCCUUCAGAAACAGAUCUUGGUGACUCAGUUCACUUCCACCCCUAGUAGUCAUAUCAUUCCUAUACAACGCUUUCAUGCAUGGUGUCCCAAAUGUUUUCUUAAAUGAGUUCUAGUCCCAUUUCAAAAGUCCUGAAAGCUCUGAAACUCCACAAAGUGUCUACCAGGCACCAGAGUUUGAAGAUGAGAUGAAAGAAGAAUAUUAUACAUUCAGUUUUGAUGAGCUAACAGCCUUGUUGGCCUGAGUGUAAAUAGAGUUUGAUUUCACAUUGUUUGAUUUCACCUAUGGAGAUGGCGUCAGACCUAAGUUUCCAGCGUCUGCUCAUAAAGACUAUAAUUGAACCUAUAUCUCAUCUGGAGAUAAUUCUGUAUAACAACAGAAUGCAUUUAUUUUAUUUUGCUCUGAGCACUUAUGGCUGUUGAAUAAGAACCACUCAGCUUUAGAAAAAUCGUUUUGAGGAGCUAAAGCUGAUCCAUAAAAUAAAAUAAAAAAUGCAUCCUGUUCUUGAAUUUGUGUUCACACUGACAAACACAUAGAGUGCUCUGAAGAAGCAGGCUUUCCUAUUCCUUUUAAUUAGGGAUAUUGUGGGAGUUCACCUGAGCCUGACUUAGAUAUGACAUUUCAGGGUUCAAAAACUCCACCUUCAAUUUCCCUGCUCCAGAGUUAGAUAAAAAAAAACCUGAGGAAAAAAACCCUCUAAACAAAAGAGAGGAACCCCUAUACCCUCCUUCUUGCUUCUUCUACUUCCCUGGCCCCCCAAAGCCACCACCUACCCCAGCCCUCCAAAGCACUUCCCUGUUCCUUCCCUUGUCCAUUGGUAGGGAAUAGGAGCAGCAGUGGAAUCAAUGAAAGAUGAGAAAGGAGAAUUUUCUCUCUCUCCAGUUUUCUACCCCUCCACUCUCCCAUUUAUGCAAUGAGUUAUAGUCUAUGGGAGGGUUAAGACCUGCAAUUGCAAGAGCUCCUGAAACACCAUUUUCCACAGUAUACUUCACUCCUAUACCAUGCUAUGUGUGGAUGGCACCUUAUCCCACUCAUUUUUUGCUUUGUAUAAUUUGUUUUGCAUUUGAGAAGGUAAUGUAACUAUGCUGUUAACUUUAGUAUUUUGAAAAAUACUACUCAUAAAUACUGUUAAUUUAAUUUAAAAAUAUCUGAUUUAAAAUGAUACAGAAAAUUCAAGAUUUGUUAAAGUUCUCACCUAAUAAAAAUGUACAUAUACAUUAUUUUACAUUCUAGUUUACGAAACGAUGUUUACCAAGAGAGACUUCUUGAAAGAGAUGGAUAGAAAUGAGCUACCUAAAUUCUUCAGAGAUUGUGGCCUUUUCCCAACCCUGGCUGAAAUGAACAAUACAAUGAAAAUGGUAUUAGAAGGUAAGAAAUUCUCUGGAUGUUUUUGUUCAGAGGCAGUAGAGAAUGCUGUUCUUAGGCAAAGGGGGGUUUAAAUUGUUGAAGGAAUGUGCACUUUGUUUAUUUAAGUAAUAUUUAGAAGCUACAUUAUGCUGCUGAGUAAUUCAAAUGAGCCAGUAGUUGUUAGGGCUGUAUAAAAAACAAAAAUGGGCUUGGAACCUAACUCACUUGGACAGCCGGGUCACCCUGCCCUCAGAGGCUUUGACAGACAUUGUGCUUCAUCUUGAAGCUGAGGGCACCUCAUUUUCUGAAGACUUGGAUGGCUUCUUUAUUGACUAGAAUGAGAACAUCAAUAAAUGUCUCCCCCCCCCCAUUUUUAGGAAACUGCAGGCAAUGUAGCCUCCUCUCAGGGGAUGAAGCCUGCUAUAUUUCAGAGAGAUAAGUGUAGAGGUUUCUGACCAAAGAGAGCAUUUGAUUUAUUUAUUUAUCAUUCCCCUCCCCUGUAGUUUUGUGGGCAAUGUUAUGUUCUAUGUCGUGAGUGUUGUGUGGCUGUGCAACAUUUUCACAUGCAUUGUUAAGUGCAGUGCUUUGUGCGCUCUAUAAAACCAUAUCUGUUAGUAAAAACCCUCAGAGGACAAGCCACCUUAAUCUUCCAGGGAUUCUAGUUUUUUUUUGUAUCUUAUUUUUGUGGCUUUACCUUAAGAGCAGUGGAUAAGAGCUAUGAUGCCAAGACUAGUCAGAAGUGCAAGAUGGUGAGGCCCAAGGCUAAAUCAGUUGCAGGUAGUUCCAAGGGUGGAACAGGUGCUACAGGGGUAUACUGUGUGUAUGACAUCUGUAUGGUUGUUGCAGUUACACUGAUGACUGCAACACAGAUCAUGAAUUGGGGGAGGAUGUUAGAAUUCCUGCUCCAUGAUUGCAGUCAUGGGAUUGUUGUCUAUCACAUGACGGUUUAUGUUUUGACUCCACAGAGUGGGAAGUGAUGGACACAGGAUGUUUGUGUUACUGUGUUCCAUGAAGUGGGACUAUUGUCCUUUGUUUUUUCUCUUUGCUGUCUGAUGUUAAAGAGAGAGGGAGGGAGCCAUGUUGCAGUGCUCCAUGUGUGUUUAUAUGUAGAUUAGCCAAAAUGCUGAGUUGCUGAGGUCUGUCACGCAAGUUGCGAAGACUCUGCAGAUCCCUAAGUGUGCCGGUGUCUGUUGACAUCGGUCGCUGUGAUGUUCGGGCAGAAGAAAGCUUUUGAAGCUCCCAAACGAUCGACCAGGAGGGAGAGAACAUGCCAGUCGGGCAUGUGACUCUACCAGGGUCCUACUCAAGUGUAGGCUGAACUCCUAACAUGAUGAAGGUAGAUGGGGGAAAUACUAUAUUCUGUUCCCCACCCUCACCUCAAAUAAUGCUACCUGGCUGAUGGAGAUCAUGGUUUGCUAUAAGCUGCCUGAACACACCAUCUUGAGUCUAGAGUGUGAUCGGCAGUUUUGUGUGGCAAAAGGUGGCCUAUUAGAUAUCCUGGUCCCAAAUCCUAUAGGUCUUUAAACGUCAUAACCAAUAAAUUGAAUUGUGUUUGGAAACAAACAAGCUACCUAUUCAGCCAGUUGUUUUUCAUGUGUCCCUUCCAAGCCCAUAAAUGUGUAAAUAAGCAAAUAUUCACAAAAGACAGUAAGACUGCAUUGGAAAAAGUAACUCAGGAAGAGUAACUUGAGGAAGAUUGACAGUAACCCCCUUCACACACAAAGCCAUGUGAAAAUUGCUCUCCCAUAGCAAUCAUGAAUGAUAUGCCUUGCAGCUUUCGAGGGAAGGGGCUGCAUAGCAACAGACAGGAAAAUCCACAAACUUCUUAACAAGAUCUGAUCAAGGAAAAAGGUGUGACAGGCGUCUUCUGUUUGGAUUCUGUAUUGCUGGUCAGUUGACUGUAACAAAUAUCUGACUGGGGCAGAGAGGACAUGCAAGACCCUUUAGGAAUGCAUCCAAAAUACUCCUCAUCCUAAUUUCUCCCCAAAUUUUUGGAAUUUUGAUUUGCGAAUGUGUUCUCUGUGUGUGUUUUUCAGUUCCUUGACCAUGUAAUCUGUCCUGAUAAUGUGUUGAAGGGUGGGAUAUAAAUAUCAAAACAUUUUUCAAAGUUUUCUUUUUUUUUUUUUAAAAAAAUCAUCUUUAAAUAUUCAUCACCAUUUGCUGUUUUGAAAAGGUUUCUGCUGAAAAGGGCAUGGAGGGAUGAUAGCUACUGGGGCUGUGCAAAAGCUUUAGACAAGGCACAAAUUUAAGGUAAAUAGUACUGCUUCACCGGGCCACAUUGAAAGAAAUAUUCAUAGUGAUCCGCAAUAUAGACCUCCCCCACCUCCCAAAGUUUUGGAAGUGCCUUGGAGCUCUGAAAGUGUGUUUUUGUUUUUUACUUUUUCAGGCCAGCACCUCCAAGCUCGCCAUAAAUUAAAAGAAAACAAACAAACAAACAAACAAACAAACAAACAAACAAACAGCAGCACGGGGGAGGCAGAGAAAUUUCUGUGACUGGUUGUUGUAGAUUCCGGAGCUCUCCAUUUACUUCUGAUCAGAGUGGUUUUGGGCAUGAGACAGGUUUUGGUGGUGGCACUUAGGCUAUGCAACUUUCUCUGCUUAGAAUUCCAAAUGGCCCCCAAUGACAAGCAUUUUAAAUGUUCCUUGGAAACAAUUUUGAUUUGUCAGGUUUAUAGAUCAGGAUGUUUUUGUUUGUUUGUUCCCCUGGUUUUCCGCUCAAAUUUUUGUUGCUGUGUUUCUUUUUUUGCUGGUUGGUCUUGUUUACUCUUUAUAUGAAUAUUGUUUUUAAGUUGGAUUUCUGAUCUCCAUCUUCAUCUUUUGAUGGGCAAGUGGCUUAAAAUAUUAAUAUAAAAAUGCAUGGUUCCAACAAAAAUAAUGUUACUUUAGCCACAUGCACUUAAGUCUUUGGGUGAAAUUCAUGAGCCAUGCAGCCCAAUCCUGUUCAUGUUUAUUCACAGAUAAGUUACCCAAGUGUUCAUAGGAUUGCAGUCCUCAAAGUAUAAAAUUUUACCUGUAUUGUUGAUAUCCAAUGAUACCAGCGCAAAGCCAUUCUUGUUUUCUCUUUUAAAAAGGUUGGGUAAAUUAUUAUUUGGACAAAGGGAAUUCAAAUCAAGUGUUCUUCUGCUUCUUUGGGAAUGUUUUAACACAGUUAUGCUUUAUUGUUUCCAGCCAUAGCUUCAAAGGCCAUAGAUGAGCUUUAACUUGAAUUUCUAGCAGCCUUGGUUGGUUUACAUCACAAUUUCUGUGUAGUUAAAAUGUUUUUUUAAUGCCAGGCAAAUCUCUGGGGGGCCUCUUUAAAAGAGCUAAUGUUCCCUUUGGCACUGAAAUCCACUUACCUUAACUGACUUCAGUUAUAUUUCAACCUGAUUCCUGGUGUCACAACGGUAAUGUUAAUUGUAGCAUCCCAAAGGCUCUUAGUAUUCAUCAAAUAUUUGAUUUACAUUUUCUAAUAAGGCUUUUGGAAUGCAUGAACAGGAAACCUGUCCUCUACCAUGAUUCCUACUACUGUCUCCUUCAUUAACAUUGCGAGUUGUUUUUUCUAAAGUAAUUAAAAUAUGUAAUUGAAUACACUAGAAUAAUUUUGGAAAAUUAGUUUAAUUAUUCCACAGGUUCUACUGGGAAACAUUGCAUCUUUUAUUAUAACUGAAUGGGUAAAUGUGGCUUUUUAAAAUCCCACUUGUAUUUCACUAGAUUAUUUUUUUUUAAUCAUUUAAGCAAAUCCUGUCGAUAGGCAGGAUUGUUUCAUGGUUCUCCAUAAAAGUACAAAAGUGCUGUCGGAUAACUUUCCAUCUAUACCUAAAAUCAAUAGCCACCCAAGUUAUUCACUCACUCCUGCCCUUGACACAAUGCUCGUAAGGUAAGUCUAGGACGGAUUUCAGCAUUGUAUAUUAGAGAACGUGACUAUGUACUUUUUCUGAGGUAAUGGCAGUGAGUCUUUCCUUUUAAACUGAAGCUACAGCAACUUAAUUCUUAAAAACAAAACAAAUGCCUGAUCCUUCUAAGGAGACCUGUGUGCUUAAUCAAGCAUCUAUGUCAUGGGUAGGCAAAUUAAGGCCCAGGGGCUGGAUCCGGCCCACGGACGGUCCGGGAAUCAGCGUGUUUUUACAUGAGUAGAAUGUGUCCUUUUAUUUAAAAUGCAUCUCUGGGUUAUUUGUGGGGCAUAGGAAGUCAUUCAUUCCCCCCCCCAAAAAAAAUAUAGUCCAGCCCCCCACAAGGACCCACCACAAGGUCUUAGGGACAGUGGACCGGCCCCCUGCUGAAAAGGUUUGCUGACCCCUGAUCUAUGUGCAUCAAGCAUCCAAGUAUCACCAGCAUAAAUUAGAUAAAUAUAAAAAUAUGCAUCCAAUACAUGUGAGAGUGGAUGAUACCUACUUGCAUUGCAUUGCUUUCUUUGAAAUGUUAGUUUGAAUGUGGAUCCCUAUGCAGGUGCUUAUACAUUCAAAUGUGUGAUUCUCAUGCACACAGAGGGCUGUAUGUGUGGAAGCCCAAUAUACAUGUUUAUUCUCUCUUUUCUUGUGAGGGGAUAAUUAUGCAGCUUGGACCUCUCUACAGAGUUUGUAUUAUAGUCUACAGAGUGGAAUAUGUAUUAUACUUAUGGUGGAAAGGGCAUGCUUGAAGCUCCUUGGGGAAAAUAAUUAAACAGCCAGAUAAACAUUCUCUUACUUUAUCUUUCCUAGAGACAAGCCAAAAUGUAGAUCUUCAUAACUACUAUAUAGAACUUUGUACCCAAAAUUCUUUCUAAGUGAAUGGCUCCCUUAAGCAAACUAUAUUAGGGAGAUAAUUUAUUUGAGAAAAAUGGAUGCCAGUUCCUCUUGCUGGGCAACAGCCACAGCUUGAGUCAUCUUCCUCUUUUGGCACAACUCCUAUACCUUUCACAGUUGUCUGACCUGUAGAAAUUUAGCGGGUGAAACUUUUGAAGGCUUGGAGCUGGACUGAUGAGGAAAUGUCUCUAUAUGCCAAACUGCUAUUAAGGGCACUGCGCUGGAGCACUGUCAAAAGAAAAAAGUUAGCAACCCUAUCCAUAGCCUUUUGAAUUAUAACAUGUUUUUUCAAAGUCUUGAGUUAUCAGCAAUGGUGCUGAGAAACCUAAUGGAAAAAGCAUAAUAUUAAAGGCUGUAGCCCAAUUCCAGUCCAGGUACUUUGUCUCAUGUAACAUCCCCUCCCCUCCAGCAAGUUGCUUUGGGAGGGCAAUAGGGCGGGAUUUACCAUUAAGCAAAAUAAGCUCAUGUUUAGGCAAACCCUCUAAGUGCCAUCACAGUUUCUGAUUUGAUCCCAGAGUGUCCCACUUUUCCUUAGAAUGUUCCUAUUUUCAUUGGAGAAAUGUUGGAGGGUAUGGAGUUAUCCAACCCCCGAACUGUCUGAAGGCAAUCCUGUAUAGGGAAGGUUUUUUUAUGUUUAAUGUUUUAUUAUGUUUUUACAUAUGUUGGAAGCUGGUCAGAGUACUGGGGCAACCCAAUAAGAUGUGUGGGGUAUAAAUAGUAAAAUUAUCAUUAUGGAAUGGGAUGUCCCUAUUUUCAUGGGAGAAAUGUAAGAGGUUAUGGUUAAGGGAAGUGGGGCACAGCAUAAAUUUUCCAUUGCCAGAUUGGCAUAAACACAUGGUUCUUCCUUGGUGGAUCAUAGCAAAUGCUUUAUACCAGUUUAUAGUGCAUAGCAGUGCCAACACCUCAAUGGUUUGCUUGUUCCAUUAGAUGCAACGAAGGGAUUAGGACAAUAUAUAACUUAGUAGCUUAGUAGUGUAUUACACGUCUUUAAGCAGAAUUUUGCUUUUGCGGAAAAAACAAUACUAUUCAGAAGUUAUUCAGAAAUAAAUUAUUAGUUUUUCUAAACUGCUUAGUAAAGAAAAAGAGUAUGCCUGAUUGCAACAUGCUCAACAUACACAGUAUAUGCUGUGUGGCUUGUCCUUUAAAACACUCUGAGUGACUUACACGGCACUAAAAAACAACUGUCCUUCUCCUCAGGUUUACAAUAAUGUGUGUGUGUGUGUGUGUGUGUGUGUGUGUGUGUGUCUGUAUUACACACAAAUGAGAGUGCUCUAAAGGAAUGAAAGCUGGCUGAAUGCUUCUAAGCACCUCUAGUCUACCAUUCUGUGUUCUGACAGCUGGGGCCCUGUGUGUAGACUGAGCAUGUAACAUCACUCGGAUAAAGAUUGACCUUUGCCAUCUCCUGUCAUAUUAUUGCCGGCGAGGAAAUUCUCUGUGACCUGAGCCUCCCACGUCUACUUAGCACUUACUCUGCUUAUGACAGAGGGAAAGAUGUUUAACUUAGAGGGUAGAAUAAAGGAUUUUUUUGAAUUAAACUUUUGCUUACAGAUUAUCAGGCGAGGAACUGGGGAUCUUGAAACAGGAACUCCAGUGUCAGCAUCCAGGCACCUUACUGCUGCUACCACUAUAUUACUCUGUAAGCAAAGGGAACAGCUGGCUGGAUCUUUGCAGGUGUUAGGGGGGAUAGUGUAUCUUUCUGCCCUUGGGGAAUCAAGUGACUUGAGAAGCCAGUAGGGUCCCUUAGAUAGCCGGGCUGAGCUGUUCCACCAUCCCUGAUGGGAAAUCUCUGUGUUGGCACAACUGAGGACAUGAGUGCUUUCUGCAAUUCUUUUUUCCAUGCUGUAGGAUAAAACAGGAGGUGCAGGAGGCAGCCACUAGAAAAACAUGCACACUAAGGAGUGUGCCAUGGUACUGCCUCUACAAAGCUUAUGAUCUGCCACUUCUGCUUCAGGCAGGCAGGCAGGCAGGCAGGCAAGAGAUUGGUGUCUGGGAGUGCCCUUGCUGAUUGCUGUAAGGCUCAUAUCUGCUGGUCGUUGUUUUCUGCUAAAUCCAAUUUUAUUAGACAAGAAAAAAUCCAUUGACAAUGUAGUUACGAGCAUUGCCUGUGGGAUGGCAUUAAAUGGGCAAUGAACAGCCCAUCAUUGGUGAUUCCUUCUGUUUCCCCAAAUGGAAAGAGAUAGCCUAGAGUGCCCUUAUGAAACGCUGCUUCAUCUCAGUGUAGCAUGAGCGAGUCCUUUACUGUGUGGAUGACAGUGAAAAGGUAAUGGAUUGCAUCUGGAGCAACAUAAAGUGUGGACCUACAAGAAAAGCAAGGUUACUGCCACAGAUAUUACCGCGAUCAAUUCUAAGUUAUCUUUGGAAAGGGAGAAUGCAAAAGACACUGUAGUAUGGUUGUUUCCAAAUCCUGAAAGUGGAGGAGAAGGGAACAAUUUUUUAUCUUCAGCAAGAAAGGAAGAAUUGGACCUUCCACGUGGCUCAUAGCUUCAUAAGCUUUUGGAGUAUGAAGAGACAGACAUUUUAAGUGUUUCAUUAGUUGCUGCCUGCAGUGUACACAGCUGUGAACUUGGAAAAGAAAUAAGGAUUAUUUUCAUGAAGGAACCUUCAGUAGCACUUUUGUGUGCGCAUGCAGUGGUGGAUUACUGAAGUAGGCUAUUAGUCACCUGCAACCAAAUGAUAAUUAGCUGGAUCUUAAAUCUUGCUGUGUCUCUCAGUUUUUACUGUAGAUUCAACUAGUCAGUAAAUAUGUGCUCUGUAUUGUAACAGAGCCGUGCAUACACUUGUAUGGAUGCAAGUUACUGCAAGAGAAAUAACACACGCCAGUUGUUGCACUUGCAGUGAGAAAAGCACUUCAAGAAUACAAAAUUAUCUUCAUUAUGUGCAUUAUCAAAAUCUGAUCACGCUCUAACAAGGGUAUAAAGGUGCACAGCAUCUUCAACAGCAGAUCUUGUGAAUCAACUUUAUGUAUUUAUUUAUUUAAAACAUUUUUAUUCUGACCUUUAUAAAAUCAUUCCAGGGUGUCUUACAACCGAAAAAUAACAAUGCAAUAAAUGUAAUCCAUUACAAGUCAACAAAUAUAGCAAAAACAGCAACAGCUGACCAGUUCUUAAUAAUUGUCAAUAGUGCAGUCAAUCGCUACAGAGCAGUCUUGCUAGUCCUGUGCUAAGCAUGUUGCAAUGCUCCUUGUAUUUCCCAAACACCUGUCAGCCUGCUGGCAUUGAAGCUCUUAGAAGGUGCUGCACAAGGGACUUUGACAGGGGGUUGGGACAACCCACCAGUCAAUCAUCUGCCAGGAGAUUGGCAGGUAGGUUGUCCUGUCCAUCUGUUAAAAUUGGCCCAAAAGGGGUGGGGACAGGUGGGGUGGGGACCUGGCCUGCUUAGUCAAAAAGGUCUGAUCUAAAUGGAAGGUGCUGCCUUUUUAAGACUAUACCAAUGGCUCUAAGGAUAGGACAUAAUCUAAUCUGCUGCAGCUCCACACUGCACUCCUGUGCAAGUCCCAAACACUGUUCAAGACUAUUGGGCAGUUUACACUAAUGCUCAGUUAUGGCUGUUAUGGCUGAUGCAGAUGGGCAGAGCCUCAGGGUCACACUCCUGACACCAGUGUGGCAGUGUCUCACCUAAAUGGGACAGGGCAGCAGUGAGAUUAGCGCUGUACGAAUGUACUAGUGGGUGCACCAGGUUGGCUCUGUGUAGCCCCAACCUCACCACAACUGUGCUCAGCCCCAUUCUCAUCCAGGUAGAUUGAAGGUUACUCCCCAGUGUCAGGAGGGCAACUCUGUGGCUCUGCUCCACCACACCAACCACUGCUGCUAAUUCCAGUGUAUCGUGUACAAGUUGAACACGCAUUUGUGAACACUCAUGCAUAGUGGUUCAUGACUAAAGAAUCUAUGAAAAUGAAAGAAGUGGUGAAAGUCUUAUGGUAUUUUUUUUAUGUAUCCACUCUUUCAUCCCUGCUAAUAGUUUGCUAUAUUAUCUGUCAAUUUUAUACAAAUAACAGUUUGGAUACAAUGGCUCCAGUUGAACAUUUAAACUUAGUUCUUGGGGAAUAAGCCCUAUUGAAUAUACCAGGGCUUAAUUCUGAAUAAGUGGGCUGUUAAUUUAACAUGUUCUUUCAGCCAUAUAGCAUAAUUAGCAAUAUCUAAAUCAAUGGGUGUACUCUGACUUGGUUGGAUAUCGCUCAUUGUCUAGUGGGUUGGGGUUUUUUGUGAGGUUAAAAAAGUGUAUUCAUUCUGAAAGACAAUUACAUGUAAAAAAAAAAAAUAUUACCUUGCUUAGUUGAAAAAUGAUUUCAAAACUCCCAAGGGCUAUGUUAUAUUUACAUGAACUUGCAAGCUAAUCAAAUAGGUCAUUUUAUUCAUUGUUACUCAGAAAACCCCAAAGCAAAAGCAAGCUUGAAAGUCUUUAAAAGAUAUCCAAAUCCUCGACAGUUGGAGCACUUCUGUUACAGUAUAGCCAAAGCAGUGAGUCACAAAUUCUUUGAAAGAGGGUUAAGAGCUAAAACAGCUGGAUUGCUGAAUGGAUGGCAGGAGGCAAAGGUUGAGGCAGCUUGAAUCUUAUUUUCCACUGUGAUUUUGUACUGGUAGGAAGUCUACUGGACGGGGGAGGAAAUAACAUGCUGCAGAAUACUGAAACUGCCCUGUGGCAUCUUCUGUACAAAUAUAUACAUUUAGUUUCUUCCAUGCUCGGAAAGAAAAAAAGUCAACCCACUGCUGAGUUUGUAUGGCGUAAUGCAUGCUAUUCCUUCUAAAGCUACAUUAAAGAUUGCAUUCUAUUUCAAGGAAGUGUUUACAGUUAAAUAUUGGUAGAGAUAAUGAGUGUUAUCUGACACUUAACUCCUCAGAGAUCCCUGCACUCCUCUGUAGUCAAGGGCACCUGAAAAUAAUAAUAAUAUUCAAGGACAGUUAGGGGAGGCCAGCUGGAAGGCAAUGGAGAUAGAAAAACAUGUGUCAAGGAUAUGGACAUGCCUUCACUAAAGUACAAUGGGGUCCACAGAUGCCUUUGCUCAUAUAAUUCCUUUUCCUUGAAAUGGAAGGCCAUGUCUUGUUCACUGACAAGUAGAAGGCUGAAAAGAGGUAUAUAAAUAAACAGCAGUAUUAGUAGUAAAAAAAAACUGAGGAGGAGAAGGAAUUGGGAACCAAUGUCCCAAAGACUUAAGACAGACUUAACUGUGAGGGGGGCCACUAGGGGCACCUUGAAAGAUGGCUGCUAAUAACAUCUUGUCCAGCUUGCAAGAGGUAAUUAGAGGCUGAUAUGGGGAGUACAUCAGCCUCCCUUCAUCUUUUCAGGGAAGGAAAAGACGCUGCCUCACCUGCUGUUGCCAUAAAUCACCCCCGAGUUCGGAUGAAGGAGGGGGUGAGAGGCACUAGGUGGAAAGCCCUCGGGCAAGCUUGGAGCUCCCUGCCAGCUUCUUUCAGGAGCGAGCCUGGCUGCGAUGUUUAAAAAGAAGAAAAGAAUUGGACCAAUAAACGCACAUGCUUCAAGAGAAAUCAGGAAUGCUUUUAUCUGCUAAUAAAUUUACCACUGAGUGAAGAAGAUCGAGACAGAAGGACGAAGGACGAAAGGAACAGAGAUAACACCAGAGAACUGCCGACAUUUUGGUAUGUGGACGGUACGAGGGGGGGGGAAGACUUUUUAAUUUUAUUUUUAUGUGAGUACCUGAUAACCCUCCCCCUCAAAAAACCAUCUCGACGACUAAUUUACAAGUGAGAGUGAAAAUGAACUGUGUGGAAAAAAAUUAUAUGUCUGUGAAAGAUUUGGAAACAAGUGAGUCUCUCUCAGUGACGCAGUAAGAAAUGCUUCGAUGCAUAGGCAGAUCUUGGCUGCAAGAUGGAUGGUCUAGGGAGGAAGAGCCGCUUGGAUAUCAGGCUGGAAUCAGAAAGGGCUGUUAUCCUCCUGGAAGACUAAUUAUGAGGCAGCGGGUCUGGAAAGUAAACGAGUGGACAUUUAGACUGUAUUUCACCAGAAUGACAGGACGGAGUGUCUGCUCGAAAACAUGAUGGCUGGAUUUGUGGACAUAUGAGAGAGCAUUAUAAAACCCACACAGAGACAAAAUAAGACUGUUCCUUUUAAUCCACUUGUGGAGAAAACUCGGAGGUGACAGAAAAGGAAAAUGAAUAAAUGACAAAUAUGAGAAGAUGGGACUGGAAACAUCAUUGCAGUAAGGAAAGCAGCACGAAUUUGGAUCUUUGGAUUCCUGAAGAUCGAGGAGCAUGGGUACCCCCCACAAAAAAAUUUUUAAUUUGGAAAACAUUUGGACUUUAUGAUGUGUAUUGAUAUAAUUUGGACUAAUUGGUAUGAUAUGUUUAAUUUGGCAAAUGGAAACUUAAUAAAAAUUAUUGGGGGGAAAAAAAGACAGACUUAACUGUAUCCUUCCCACCACUUCUGACGUUAAGGAGACACAUCUUGUUUCUUUCUUUAUACAGAAACUCAGCUAAUUAUGGUCAAGAAUUAUAUAGUGAAAGCCUGUUUCUAAACUAGAUAACAAGGUGUAUUUGCAAGUUAUUCUAGCUGUGAUAACUUGCAACAUGAUUUUAUAUCUAGGAAGUCUGCUUGUUAGUAGAAACAGUUAUCAGGGUUUGUAAAAAGAGUUUUAUUGCAAUCAUGCACAAAAUACAAACAAGAAGACAAAAAUUAGUAAAAAUGUGAAUAAAGGGCCUUACAUCACUUUCUUUGCUAUCCAUGAGGUGAGAAAACAUGAGGGUACACCGGCAAAUGAAAGCUUUUAAGACAGCCAUAUAUCCCAUAUUAGUGGUGACAAAGAGUCUAUGAGAUGAAUAGUACCAGCAUGAGAAAUGAAACCCCACCAUACCACAUAGGUUUUUAUACCACAAAUAUACUUGUAGGCCUUGAAGAAUCUUCCAUGGUUGUGCUAUAGACAUCCUAGCUGCCACCAAUCGCCAUGUGAUAAGUUUUUUGGAAUUUAGUUGUUGAGUAUGUUUCUCCCAUAGAUUCAGGGAUGAGCAGUGUCAUAGGCACAGAAGUCUUCAAUAUCUUAAAUUUCUAGACUUCCCUUCAUCCGAGGGCAGUUUACAAUGCAAAAACACACCAAAAAAUACCAUAGUAACAAACGGAAACAAUACCCCCCUCCCCCCACAUUUUAAAGGGUCAUAGAUAGUUUACUUAGCCAAAGGUCUGGGAAUAGAGGAAUGUUUUCCCCUGGCUCCUAAAGUAAGGUUACCAGAUUUUUUUCAAUGAAUCCGGAGACCCUAUACAUACAUACAUAUAUACAUACUACAUUUUCGGGACGUUGAUGCUGCAGCAAUGGUGGUGGCAGAGGACCGGCUGCCGCCUUGACCUCAACCGCCACGUUUCCCCUUCCUCCGAGGCUUCUAUCUCCUUUCUCCAUGAGCCUGGGCAGCCCGAGUUGUUGGUUCUUCGGUGGUGGUGGUGGGGAAGCAGUGUGCGGUGGGUUAGAAAUGGAAGGUGGAGAAGGAGGGCCGAGAGCGGAAGCGGCAGCAAGGCUCGGGCAGCGCGAUGCCUCCCUUCGCAUCGGAGCAGCCCCAAUCCCAUUCCUACUUGCAUGCAAGCAGGAGGGGGUGGGAAUCCCUCAACUGAGAGAUCCCUGCCUCCUUCUUGCAUGCAAGCUCUGAUAGGCAGCAUGAAGCCUCCCUUCACAGCUUAGUUGCUGGGGUCAGGGAAGGUGGAGGCAGCCUGGAAGCCCACCUGUACCACCAUCAUAUGGGGACUUCUGAGUAGCUCCUGAAGCCAGCCAGAGGCAACUACUCCAGGCUGCUGAGACUGCCACUGCUGCGUUUCCCAGGGACAUUAGAUGAAAUCUGGGGACAUUCCGGGGAUAGAAUUUGUUCGGGGACUUAUUCGCAAAUCCGGGGAUUGUCCCGGGAAACGGCGACGUCUGGUAACCCUAUCCUAAAGAUAUUCUCUCCCUGGGGAGAGCCUUUGACAAGCAGGGAGUCACCACAGAAAAGAACUUCUUGUGUUGCUGCCCUUCAUAAAGAAGGGCACCAAAUGAUGACUGGAGGUCCAGGUCAGUUCAUAUGGAAUCAUAAUGGUGCUGCCUUAGAUAUUACAAAGGGCAACUGUGUCAAUAUGUGAUGCCACCUGUGAAUAUUCUGUUAUACAUUCAAACAUAGAUUUAUAUGGCUUAGAAUACUACAGUACAUGUUAUUCCAUUUACUGUCCAGUAUGGUAAUACUGAAAUAUGUUUUCCAGAGUUUUAAGACCUGUGAGGUAUCUGGUUGAUAAAUUCAGUAAUUCCCUCUAUGCAGCAGAAACUUAUCCCUUUCCCGAGGCAACCUCAUUCUACAACAUUAAUUCAAAUUUAGUGAGAUCCCUCUUGGCAUGUGCCCUCAAGUAUUGAUUCACCAAUAUAUUUGUGAGCUUCUAGUCAUCUACUUAUUUUCUAUAACUUUAAUUCUAUGGGCAAUUAUUUGCUUACUUACACAGCCUCAGUCACAGCAGACAAUACAAUACUUCCAUUCUUUUAGUCCUGAAACAAUUGAUAAAUUAGUAAAUUUGAAUGGUUGACUUGCAAUCUGGUGUAAUUUUUGAUACAUUUUUUUAAAAAUGAAAUUUGGUACCCACUAAUAUAGACCCCUACUCUUGGCCUCCAGCUCUCCAGUACCUAAAACCAAAAAUUCAACUUUAUUUUUAAAAAUGAAGUUUUUAUUGGUUUUUCUAUUUGGAAAAAUAACCUAGAAGCUAUUUUACCUGCUAAUCUUCUGGUUUGGGGAAUAGGUAAAUGAAGGCAUGAAUAAUUAAACUAGUCUCCUACAAGUCCAUUUUAUGGGUAGGGAUAAAAAAUUCCCUUUCCAUUCAGUACCCUACUGGUGGGUAAUUAACAUUUCUGUUAAGUUCUAAUUAUAGUCCUUGUAUCUCAGCCAUUAUGCUAAUAGUGUUAUUCAGUAGUAUGUGAGAUUGCAUUCAUUAUCACUGGUGAGUUAAACCUUUAUUAAAGAAGAACUCCCUCAGGCCCCAUUCUGGAGUUAAGUAAUUAUUCAUUUGGUUUUAUCCUUGCAAUUAGCUUAUAUACUGUAGAGCUCAUUAUUGAGCUUCUAUACCUCCCUGAACAAGAUUAACCCACCAUGGUAAAUAAAUGCCUAACAGCUCCAAAAGUGCUGCUUUUGAAGUAUUUUAUUAUGUAAUGAAAUAAGGAAUUGCAAUGCAUUGGUGCAACAUCCUACUUCCCCACACAGUCAAAGUGAAGGAAAUUACAGUUCUGUGGGACAUGUUCGACUCAAGUUAAGCUGCAGAAAAAAUAGAUCAGAUCACAGCCAUGGUGAAUCCAACUGUUAAGAUGAUUGAGCUCUGCUUUCCGUCAGUGGCCUUCUUAUAUUCCAUUAGGUGGGUGGAGGUGUGGGCUAGGAAAAUGAAGCAGAAGUAACCCAGAACAGUCUAUAUUCUUGUUUAUAAGAUUUCUUUGUUUUAUGGACCAUCCCAUCAUGGUCUUCUCCUUGUUGCAAUUUAACAAUACAAAAAUACUGUUUCAAAAUGGAAGUCUGUUAAUGGUUCCUACAGAAUCAUUACAAAAAUUAUGGCAUUUAGUUGGAUGAUGAAACUAACAAAUUUUGUGUGCUGUAGACGAAACCCACCAGCAAAAGAAAAUAUUUAUGUAAUGCGGUUUCUGACAGUAUUGGAUGUCAGCGUAAUGCUAAUAUCAUGAUUAUUAUAUCACAGAACCCAUAAUUUGUAGACAUAUGAAUCCUAUUUAAUGGAGCUUACUCCCAGGUAAGUAGAGGUUCACAGUCCUAAAGUCUCAGCUUCCUGGUAAUUUUAUUCUAUGCUUUUUUAAGAACACAAAUACUUUUAUUCAUUGCUUUUCUUCUGGGGGUACGCAUACCCUUAAACAUUUUGCGAAUCUAAGUUUGGCCUCAUUGAGGGGCAGUAUUUCAAUAUUAGGAAAAUGAGAGUACCCCUUAACUUUUUUUAUAUAGAAAAAGAAGCAGUGCUUUUAUUAGUGGGGAGAAAUCCAAGCUUAUAAAUUCUUAGGAAUCCCAGUACCAAAUUAUUCAGGGAAUGAUUCCCAUGCACAUUUCUGUUUUCCAACAAUUUGCUUCAGAAAGCUUCUUCAGUCUUUCCUCAAGCAACACCUUCAGAGUUCAUGUAGCUCCAUUGCAUUCUCCUUUUCUUUCGUGAAAUCUUAAAUGAAAUUAGUCCUCUUUCUCGAUAAGCAUUAUAGAAGUAGUAGUAAAGGAACUGAUGAUUCACAGGUUGUUCUGUGGAGUUUGUUUCAGGUUUUUUGUAGCUUAACAUGACCACAACACAUGGUGACAAAUAUAGUUAGAGAGAACACUGUAUUGAAAAGGCGAUUUUCAACACUUUCAUAAAACUAGAGCUAUUGUAGACUUGGAUACUUAGCCAUCCAUAUUUCAUAACCAUUUUUUUUCAACCCUUAGGGAUUCAAAAAUUUUCGUUCCCAUGGUAAUCUUGGAUUCUGAAAAUACUCAUACUUUCCAUAAAUGGAUGGUAAAAUAGUUUAAAUAAAUAAAUGACCAGCUGUCUGGUAGUUAGGCAUAUAUUUGAUUUCCAUAAGACAUAGAAACCUACUGCGUCUGCCAAUCAGAGGAAAUGAAAGUAAAUCAGUCAUCAAAGGUAUAAUAUGUUAAACAUUUGCAUGGUCAUGACCUCUCUGUCAUUAGCUGAUCCUUUUCUUUUUAUCAUCUUUACUUUCUGCUGCUGUUCCCCAGUUACCUAUCGUACUGCUUCAGGUGUUGGUCUGACACAGUUGAAAUAUAUAUAAAAAUAAAAAAUUGUCCAAAAAUUUAGAGACCAACUAAGUUUGUCCUUGGUAUAAGCUUUCGUGUGCAUGCACACUUCUUCAGAUACAAGGCAUGCACACAAAAGCUUAUACCAAGAACAAACUUAGUUGGUCUCUAAAGUGCUACCGGACAAUUUUUUAUUUUUAUAUACAGUGGUACCUCAGGUUACAUAUGCUACAGGUUACAUAUGCUUCAGCUUACAGACUCUGCUAACCCAGAAAUAGUGCUUCAGGUUAAGAACUUUGCUUCAGGAUGAGAACAGAAAUCAUGCUCCGGCGGUGCGGCAGCAGCAGGAGGCCCCAUUAGCUAAAGUGGUCCUUCAAGUUAAGAACAGUUUUGGGUUAAGUACGGGCCUCCGGGUACCACUGUAUAUUUCAACUACAGUACUGCUAGCAAUAUAUAUAUAUAUAUAUAUAUAUAUAUAUAUAUAUAUAUAUAUGUGUGUGUGUGUGUGUGUGUGUGUGUGUGUAUAUAUAUAUAUAUAUAUAUAUAUAUAUAUAUAUAUUUUUGUAGGACUUCAACUGGGAGUCUCUCUCUCUCUCUCUCUCUCUCUCUCUCUCUCUCUCUUUGGCUAAGCUCCAGUAACAUACUAUCUGUGUGCAGUCCCAUAGUAGCUAUACAGAGCCUGAAGAGGAUGUCAGUGGGGGCGGAGGAAGCCCCAAAGAGGCCAGAGGCACAGCAAGCCUUUGUUUAAAAUCCCAGUGGUUUAAAUACAUUUCUUUAUUAUAGGGAGGUCUUUGGCCCUUCCAUACAUACCUUUGGUAGUACAGUACUAUAGUUGCUGUCUUUCUUCCCCUGGAUUUUUCUAGAUGCUUCCACAUGGCGUCGUUUUCACUCCAACACUAUUAUGGAAUAUUACAGUCAUAAUUCAAAGUGCUGUUUUCUGUCACAGAAAUUCUGACAUUUGUGAAAUAUAUGGACUGGUUCAGCAACAUGUUCAUCGUUUUGCACAAUUUACUGCUUUUAUGUGUGGCAGGUAGAGUGAGUGGUGCGUAUGCUGAGUGACAUCCACUUUGAGCCAUUAUGUUGUCUUUUUUGACAGGUGGCCUGUCACUGUGGUCUGUAACAUGACAGAUGGUUCAGACCAGCACAGUUACCUCAAGUAGUUCUUUAGGUACAAGGCGAGAACGUUCCUCUGUAACCAGGCCUUUGGCUGAUUAGCAUUCUAUAGCCUUUUAAAUGUGUUUGUGGGGGUGUGUGAGGGUUUUUUAUUUAUUUUUGUUUUCAUUUUAUUAUGUAUUUUGUGUUCUCACUUUGUAUUUUUAGGUUGUGAACCACCCUGUGAUCUUUGGAUGAAGGACAUUAAAAUGAAUGAAUGAAUGAAUGAAUGAAUGUUCCUGCUAUCUAUUCUCCUAAUCUCCCUCAGGGUCCACUUUCCAGAAUACCAGAUAUUAUAUGGCCUGCCCCCAUUCCCCCCCCAAGGGGUUGUGAGUGACCUGUACACAUACUCAUAACUCCAGCAUUUACUGGUUAGUGGAAUGUAGGAAUGGAAGGGGUGUGAAUAAAGGCACAGAACAUUUUUCAAUCUGAAAACAUCUCACCAUUGGCAUGGAUGGAAGAAGCACAGACAGCCUCCAGAAAACAGCAUUGUGAUUGGUUGUGUGGCUAGUCUGCCACAAUUUUGCUUCAUAGAAAAGAGCAGCUAUAGCAUUAUAAUUGCUGCUCCUGGGUAGGCCCUAAUUCAAAGACUGAGAUGCACGAAGCUUUGUGAUCUUUAUGCAGAACUGCAGCAUCUAUUUGACAUUUAUCUCGAAUUGAAGCAAUAGCCGCUUCUUCAUUCAUGGAUUUAAGUACGGUAAUUCAUUCAUGGAUUCUCUUGUGCUUUUACCCUUCCUACGUUUUGCUCUCUCCCCUCCCCCAUAAGACUCAUGAUCUUUUGCAUAAUUGGAAGAUUAACAGAUGUCCUAGGCAACAGCUUUCAGAAGAAUGAGAAAAUCACUCUCAUGUCAUCCAUCUUUUGCUGCAGUCCAAACAACUGAAGGGAGGGGAAUACUUUGGUCAUUUGAUUUAUUGCCAAGUUUGCAGUCAUCAAACAUGUGUAGCUUCUGUGUAUAACAAAUGAUCAAUGUCAUUCUAAAGUAAGGAAAAUAGGGACGGAACUGGCAUGUUCUUUAAUAUUCAGUUUAUUUGAACAUGUACAAUUAGAACAUACAUAGAGGACCUGCACUCUCAAGGUGUCUUCAGCCAACUCACAGCAUUCCCUCUCUAUGUAAAUGCACACAUUUACACCUGCUCCUUCCUCAGCUGCAGAGUUGUCACUUGGACCAAUUUCUGUUUCCUAGCUAACAAUUAGCUCCUGUCAGCUGACUAUUCAGUGCUAUUAACCAGCAGUCAGCCAGGAGCCUUGACAGUAAUGCCUUCGAACUUAUUUGGUUAUACAUCCCAUGAGACAAGGGUGAGGGGAGAACCAUUGAGAAAUUUUUAGAGAAAUCUACAGCUGAGCUGAAAUUUCCUAGAAGGCACUUUCCCCCUGACAUUUUUCUUUUUUCCUCACCCACCAAAGGAAUUCAUUUUUCAGAAUGCUCUCUAAAUACUUCCCGCCAUUUUGUUGACUUAGUGUUUAUUUGUUCAUGUGUUAUGGAUUGUGCAUUUAAAUAAUACUAAUACUAAUACUAAUACUAAUAAUAAUAAUAAUAAUUUAUUAUUUAUACCCCACCCAUCUGGCUGGGUUUCCCCAGCCACUCUAGGUGGCUUCCAACCGAAUAUUAAAAAUUUCCCUAAAUUCCUUCAGUUGUCGUUUAAAAGUAAAAUAGUUGUUUAUUGCCUUGACAUCUGCUGGGAGGGCGUUCCACAGGGCAGGUGCCACUACCGAGAAAGCCCUCUGCCUGGUUCCCUGUAACCUCACUUCUGGCAGCGAGGGAACCGCCAGAAGGCCCUCAGCACUGGACCUCAGUGUCUGGGCUGAACGAUGGGGGUGGAGACUCUCCUUCAGGUAUACAGGACCGAGGCCGUUUAGGGCUUUAAAGGUCAGCACCAAUACUUUGAAUUGUGCUCGGAAAUGUACUGGGAGCCAAUGCAGAUCUCUCAGGACCAGUGUUAUAUGGUCUCAGCCGCCGCUCCCAGUCACCAUUCUAGCUGUAUUAAUUUCAGUUUCCGAGUCACCUUCAAAGGUAGCCCCACGUAGAAUGAAUUGCAGUAGUCCAAGCGGAAGAUAACUAGAGCAUGCACCACUCUGGCAAGACAGUCCGCAGGCAGGUAGGGUCUCAGGCUGCGUACCAGAUGGAGCUGGUAAACAGCUGCCCUGGCCACAGAAUUAACAUUUGUGGGAGAUUUUCUUGAUUUGCUCUUAUGUUUGCUAUAACCAAAUGUUUAGGUGCAUAUUCUUCAUGUCCACAAAUGACAUGAAGAAUUAUGAGACGCCAUUUGCUCACAGCUGUAGAAAUGACUUAGCAGUCAUGAUUUUGGGGAGGACAAAAUAUUAUUAUGGAUUAUGUAACUAGGAUUAGCUAAUCAGUGGGAUUUUAGCUAAGCAAAAAUCUUUGAGUAUGUCAUCUUCGCUAUGGUGCUUUGGAUUGGGGCUCCUGUUUGCAAGAGGAAUCACCACAAUUUAUUUUGAAAGACUUCCGACAUUAACAUGAAUAUAAAUUCCUGGCUGUCAUGUGGAGACAGAGUUGUCAGACUGGGCCUUUAGAAAAGCAUUUUCCCCCUUCUGGUAAGCUUUAGUUCAUGUGUAAACUAUCUUUCAUCAUGAUUCCUAUAUACUGCUUUAUAGUGUAAUAGAUCAGGCAGUUUGUGCAUUUUCAUUCUGUUUUGGGCUUAUUUCAGAUAGAUUAUAUUAUUUAUCUUCCUACCCCCACCCCAGGACUCUUAGCUGUGCUUUAGUAGUUUCAGAAUUUUAGCUAGUGAUUUUGGUAGUACGGCUGCUCCUAGAUAUUAGAACCUAUAAUUAAAUUCCCACUGAAUUUUGUCUAUUUUCUUGUGACUAUCACAUGACUUACUCAAGCAUGGCCAGGUAAUUCAGUUUUUACUCAAAACUCAAAGUUCAUGUGGUUUGGAGAGAGAGUUGAAAAUUGAUCACUGGAUUGGAUUGAUUAUUGCAUUGAUUAGCUGCAAUAGGAACACAUACACACACACACACACGUGAUUGGGAACAUGGGUCGAAAUAGUAAUGUAUUACUUCUAUUAAUUUCAACAGAAUUUAAAACUCUCCACAUGCAGGUCACCCACAGCUAUCUUUACUGAAUAUAUUUUUUUGAUUUUCCAAUAUCGUUCCAAUAACAGCCUCAUUAUAACAAUGCCAAUUUUUAAAAAUAUAAUUAAAAAAAAAUUGAUUUUCCAAUAUCGCUCACCCACAUCUAUCUUAUCCCAUUGCUUAGAAAAUAAAAAGGCUGAUCCUAUGGGACAGAUAACACCUUCCUUCCACUAGUACUGUAUGGGAAAAUAUAUCUUGUGCUUGAUGUUCUGCAGAGGGGAGGCAACCAUUUUUAACAUUACAGAGGUGGCCCACUUACUUCCAUCCAAGACUUACAGGGUGUUAUUCCAUAUACUGCCCUCUAGCCACCACAUUCUCUCCUGGUUUCUCUCUGCAUCUCAAAAGGUGGGAGCUCCUUAUUGAAAGGAGGAAGUACCUAAGGUGGCUCCAUAGCAUUGAGGCUUAAUGUCAUUUGGAUGGCCACUCCUCUGCCAACCCACUUGGUCACUCCCUUGGGUCCAGCUCUCUGCCCACUGGACUGCUGUCUCCCUCUCCAGGCUCAGAUGCUUCUUGGGGUCCCGAGUUCACUUCUUGUACCCUGCUAGGACCCUUCCUAAGGUGGUCCAGCUGUAACUCCCCAAUCUCCUACAGUUCUUCCUCAGGAUCUAACUACUCCCCCACCCAACGACCUCUCCAUGAGACUCAUGACACUUGGCACAUGGUCAUCAAACCCUCCUGAGUGGGAACCAAUCCCAGCAGGUCUUGCAAUCAACACCAGAUUUAAAAGACACCAAAUAUAAUCCCCACUUGCCAAGAAAAAAAAUGAGAGUACAUUAUAAGUCUCCUAUAUGUGAUGUCUGGUGUGGGGCGGAAGAGUGUGGGUUGCAGAAAAUGUACUCAUGGUCCAAAUAAGAACACCUCCUGCCACCUAAUUAGGCCUAUGAGCUAGAGGUUCCUCAGGUGGUAGAGGAGCCGUUCAGUUAUUCAGUUCAGCCCAAACUGCAAUGCUAUGAAGUUACAGCAGCUUCACUGACACUUCACAGAGUUUGGGAGGAGCAGCUAUUGCAUAACAUGCUCACAUAUUGCUAUAUCAUCCCUUCCCUUCUGUUACAGGAUCGUAAAGGGGAUUAUAUUGUGACAGAAGAAUAGGGCUUCAUGAAUGGCAUUUCCAAAUUGGAAGUUCUAACUUUUUAUUUAUUUUCUUAAAUCACAACCCCUUGCUGACCUGCAUUUGAAUUUUUUUUGUUGCUAGCAUUUUCACCUUUCAGCUGUUAAUGCUGACCUUCUGAGUCUUCAUUAAUACACUUGCAGUUAUUAUAUCCCUGCUUAAGUAGAAAACAUUGUAACCAAGCAACAGAUGCUCCAUUAAUUUAGGAAUUAGGACAGUCUAUUUUGGCUCCCCUUUUCUUGGUAUACGAGCACAAAAUUUUUCACUUUGAUGAAUGAAUUGCUCUGUUUAUAAUUUUUAUUACUAAUGAACAGAAGUGUUCAAUAAAAAUGACAUGACAAAAAUGCAUGACAUUCACUUUUUUCAUGUCGAAGUAAAUGAACCCUCUGUUUUAGUGAUAACAAAUUUUCAAAGUUUAUAUUUGGGAGUUCUUAAAACUAGUUUGACUACCAAUUGAGACCAAAACUUUUGUCAUAAAUUCAAAAACAGCUUAGUUUUGUUAAAACAGAGAAGGAAUCUGAGAAGGAAAGGGUAAGUCCGAAGUUCAUAUUCAUGAACAGAGCUGAUUGCAUGGCAUGGCACAUUUAGGGCAGAUCCACACCCUACAUUUAAAACACAUCCAUCCCACAUUUAAUGCACAUGACUUUCACCAGAGAAUCCUGGGAACAGUCUUUUAGUAAUGGUGCUGGGAACUGUAGCUAUGUGUUCCCCUAGCUUCUUUGGGGAAAGUUGUGUGUUUUAAAUGUGGGAUGGAUGUGUUUUAAAUGUAUGGUUGGAUCUGCCCAAAUUGUCUCUGGAAAUUAUUCCUAAGGCAAUUCUGAUUAGUCAUAGUAGAACGGCCAAAAAUCCUUUUACUACUUGAUGUAUUUAGGGUUGGCCCAAUGUAUUUUGAUGUUUGAAGCAGGGAACAAAAUGGCGCCCCAUUCCACAGACAGACUGGAGUAGCAGGUAAAUCUUACUCCAUCAGUCAUGAUGAGACAUCUGCCUAAGGACAGCAAGCUGUGUUAGGGGGCCCAGGGCAGGUCACAUAGUUCACGUAACACUGUCCUUCAACACCUCACUGCUGUCUGCUUCUCUGUCUUAUGGUACAGUGAGCGCCGGAUGUACAAAGCAGCAAUGGGGUAUUGCUGGUGUAUAUUUUAAUCCCCUGUAAUCUGCACAAUAGUAAGGGUGGUGACGCAGCUUCUCAACUUCGUCAUUGCAUCCCACUAGUUUACAUGCAAUGACACCUUCCCCUCCUCUGAAAAUUGUCUAUGAUGCAAAUGUGAGGGUCGGUGUGGCGUUUGCCCGUUCUUUUGGAAAUGUCUGUACGGGAGGAGAGAAAGAGUUAAUAGGUAGACCAAUAGAAAAGCCAGAGGCGGAGCCUACCUGUUUUUAAAAGGCUUAGUCAGAGGUUUAGACAGUUGGAAAAAGCAGCUGGGAAAGCAGUUGGCAGACAGAUGGAAAUAGAGAGACAGUUAGUGCAGUUGAUUCUUGUGUGAGGGGAGGUAGAAGAGUUAGAGACAGGAUAAAAUAAGACUAAGAGGGUAACAGUGUUUCGAAUGCUUUAAAGUUUAUUUGUGUUUGCAAUAAAAUACAAUCUUCAUUGUUAACUUGACAACCUGACUGAGACUAAGUGAUUUACCAGGGAGAACCUGGUCGGUGGCAGCGGAUUAGUGGUGUACGGGUCAAUAGUCUGUGAAAUAACCGGGGGCUCCGUAUGUACGCCACAGUUAGGAGCAUCCUAUUCCAUGAAAAAUAGUUUCUGGCCUAAUGCGAGGGGUAGAAAUCACAGUUACAGAAUGUCCUGCCUCAGUUUACCUCGCUAUCUGCUGCUGACACUUAGCCAUGAUUUCUGGCUCACAGAUGGGGAUGGAGGCGAGCAGGAAGAUGGGAAAAGCACCAGGGUCAGUAGACUAGAGAGCAGACAGGUUCUGGUGCUUAAUGUAAUGGGGUGCUUGUUUGGCUCACACAUUGCAGAGUUAGUUGAAACUCCUUCACCAGGCGCUAUAAACAAAGAUAAGAAUAACAAUAUGUACUCGGAGGCUCUGGUGCUUGCCUUUUGCAAGACAAGUGCUUUAUUGGAACAGUUACAUGAGAAGAUGGAUUUGAUGACUGUUGCGAUCGGAAAUUUUGGACAGGCAGUGGGUAACUAUAUAGAACCCACUCAGGAAUUAAUCCAGGAAUGUGCUUUGACAGAUGAGAUGGAGGAGGUUGUUGCUGGACCUUGGGUGGCAGAGAUGGAGGGAGCUGUGGCCCAGCAGGAACAUGAGUUGUUGGAUUUGACGAAUGAACCUGGAAAAAGUCAGAUUUGGAGAGAUGGAGUUCUGUUUGGCUUGGAUAUGGGGGGCUGGAUGGACCCCCCUAUGCAGGGAUGUUUUGAUUUUUAUUUUUAUUUGACCUUUCAAGUCUGGCUUUGGGCUGGGGGGAGCUCGGAGUUGUGGGGGCCUUUAACUUUGGAGGGGCCUUGAAACAUGCCUUCAAAUACCACGUGGAUUUCAGUGUUGACUAUGGAAAAGGGGCCGACUUGUCGAGAAGGGACAAAAAUAUUGUCAAGCUGGAUCUCCCCGAGUGAAAGGAGCAGAAGACAAAGUAAAGUACAGGUAUAAAUAUGAAGAAGACCUGCGGAAGGGACAUGGAAGAGACUUAAGAGCCUCGGACAUAAGGUCACCAGGUUGAUGGACUAGAUGGAUGGGAUAGAAAGGACUGACAAAACCCGAGACCAGGAAGAAGAGACGAUGGAUGAAGAUUGGAAGAAAGUUUUAAAAAUUCAUUUAGAAAGUAUUGUAAAAUUAAUGAGUAUUAGAAAAAUGUUGGAAUGAAAUUAUUGGGCUUUAGCAGAAAUGUUAAAAAGAAUUAUGUAAGAAUAUGUAAUAGUUAGGAGAAUUUGGUAUAAAUAAGAUUUAAGUUUUAAGUUUUAGGAUUUUUUAUGGUAAGAUAAGGUUAAAAUAGAUUGAGGUAAUUUAAUGACAGAAUAUUGUGAAAGAUGGAAAGGAUUUGCUGAGAUAAUUAAUAACUAGAAUACAAAGAAGGGAGGUGUGAGGAGGUCGAUGAAAUAAGGUAAUGACAGUUAAGGAUUUGGGAAUAUUGGAUUUGUUUUUAAAUUUUUUGUUUAUUUUUGCUUUUUGCUUUUGAUGUAUUGUGUGUUUUGUUUUUUCUUUUUGACAUUGGUUUUUAUUAAUUUGUAUUGUUUAAUUGUUACUUUUAUCUACUUUUUUCUUUCCUUUUUUCUUUCUCUUGUUUUUUCCUUCUUAUUUCUUUGUAACCUUAAAAUUCUCAAUAAAUAUCAUUUAAAAAAGAAGAAGAUAAGAAUAACAAUAAUUGGACAACAUUGUUAUCGCCUCUUGAAACCACCAAACCAUAUAAUAUGUAAAGAAAAGUGCAUUGAGGAAAUCUAAAAAUGCAAAUCAGGGAAAUAAAUUGUUAUACAUGCUGUCAAACUAUGGAAACACAUGGAAUGUUCAUUAACAGAUGGUCAAGGUUUUACUCAAAAAAAGUUUAAAACCUCAGUGCUUUUACAUUUUACAAGCCAUUAUCUCCACUGUGAACACACACUCUGUCUGAAGCCCCAUGCAACCGAGGAGACACCCAUUAGAAGAACAAAACUGCUACUGACCAUUAGUGGCAAACACACUAAGCAGUGAACAUGAACCUCAGAAAAACGUAUUAUUUCAGCAAGCACUAGAGCCUGUCUAUUCAACUCACACAUCAGCUACAAACUUUAAAUAACAGACUUUAUCCCAGCUCUGACCCUUAAAACAUCUUCUGCUCUUUUAAAUAAGCUAUAUUUAUUUAUCUAUAUAAUUUAUAUUUAGCUUUUUAUAAGGCCCAGGCUAAUUAUUUUCUUGCUUCCACAGGACAAUACAAAUUUUGUUGCCCUUCAUCCUGUCUUCUUACUGCAGUAUUAUUGUGGGGUUGUUGUUAUUUAAAAAAAAAUAACUAUUGCAUGUAAUUGUUGUUAGUUGCUGUUUAGAACUAGCUGUGUCUGCUCUGAGCAGCUUUUGAACUGCAAAAAGUGGUAUAAACAAAAUCUCCUCUGCCUGAGAUGCAAGUUUAGUGCCAUCAAUGCUGGAAUUUGAGGAUGUGAUUUUGGGUGUCAGUGAUGCCUCUGUCGCCAUCAUCCCAACUAGUUCCUGAAUUACUGCCAUGCCAAGCACAUAGAAGGAGAACCACACAUUUAGUUUUGCAAAUAAACAAAAUGGCAAUAGCUCCCUUCUGCUAUUUCUCCCUAGCAGCUAGUAUUGGGAGCCUUAAAUCGAAGGGUGGUAUCCAACUGCCAUCAGUGCAAGGGGUUUUGCUUGUUUCAACAGAACUUUCCCCCAUCUCCUUCUCUACUGCAUGCUCUGCAUCCCACCCUCAAUCUUGUCCAGAGCACUGGGGAAAUGCUCAUAGAACAGAUUUAGGAAAUGUGCAACAGGAGGAGAGGGAGCAAAAAAUGCCACUGAGCAAGAGGAAAUCCUUGUAUUGAUGGAAUGUUCACAUAGUACUAUGUUAGAUACGACCCUAUAUGCUUGGAAACUAUGUUGUUGUUUAGUCGUUUAGUCGUGUCCGACUCUUCGUGACCCCAUGCACCAGAGCACACCAGGCACUCCUGUCUUCCACUGCCUCCCGCAGUUUGGUCAAACUCAUACUGGUAGCUUCCAUAGGAUAUGGAAUAUCCUUGUAGCCAGUCAGGACUAAGAGUUAGGUAUUCCUUGACCUAUUCUCCAUGAACAUGCCUAACCUUUUAUGCUACUCCCAUUUUCAAACCCGUGUAGCUAACAGCUGAUGCCAUCUAUUGCGUCAGUGCGUUUUAAAAAUUAAUUAUGCUUUGAACACUCUGAAAAUACUGCUUUCACAAAGUAGCCCUUUACACUUUUCAGGUGCUGAUUCAAAAAUAAAGAGCAUCAGUAAGUCUCAAGCAGUUGAAAUGACCUUCAUGUUGUAUCCACCUCGUGGUCUCAAGCUUAUAACUGCAGCUGCUCCCAGGUCAACCUGGCUGAAGCCAAUAGUCGAUGGGGAAGAUGGUUACAAAUAUUUAGGUAAGAUUUUAUAUAUAAAAUCAGGCUCUGAAUAGUCAAAGGUUUUUCUAGUAGUGUUGUAUGUAUAUCUGUAUUCAUACCUCUGUUUUGAUUAGAAAUUGAUGUAGUCUGUUUAGAUGCAGUUAGUAUUUUACAGGCUUUUCAGCAAAAUCACUUCCUGGAGACAUAAGGGGACAAGCAGUUUCUUGAAUUUGUUUAAAGGAUAGUAUAUCUUUAUAAAUAUUUGAAAUUCAGUUAGCAAAGGAGUUGGGGCAAACUUUUAAAUUUUCACAGUAAGAGGGAAUCAUGCAGAAGAGCAUUUGUUCUGAAGAUCUCCACACCUUCCAUGUAUGAUGCAUAAAGCUGGAUUUUAGAAGGCAGCCAGGGCACAAAAAGAGCAUGUCACUGUGGUGGCUAGUCACCUGUGUACAGGUCAUGCUUUGUAGUGCAGCAAAACCCUAAUUCCUUUGCAAUAUGUUUUGGUGGUCUAAAACAUGCAAUGGGUGAGUUACUUAUUGUUUUAUGCAAGUAUUUCUGUGCCACUUUCCGAACCCACAAAGCAUCUCACAAGAAAGCAAUGUAAAAUGACAAUAAUUAAAGCAAUGAAAGGUUGUUGUUGUUUGUGGUUUUUUUAAAGGACCCUCCCCUCAACUUUUCAGUAAGUAUGCACCCUUGUAUGGAGAUCUGGCCUUUAUCACACAUUCUUUGCUAACAUGUCAAUCCAUGUUGGGCUUUUGCAAGGUGUCCUUGAUUGCACUGCAUUUUGAAGAAUGCUUGGAAACUAUGUUGUUGUUUAGUCGUUUAGUCGUGUCCGACUCUUCGUGACCCCAUGCACUAGAGCACACCAGGCACUCCUGUCUUCCACUGCCUCCUGCAGUUUGGUCAAACUCAUACUGGUAGCUUCGAGAACACUGUUCAACCAUCUCAUCCUCUGUCGUCCCCUUCUCCUUGUGCCCUCCAUCUUUCCCAACAUCAGGUUCUUUUCCAGGGAGUCUUCUCUUCUCAUGAGGUGGCCAAAGUAUUGGAGUCUCAGCUUCACGAUCUAUCCUUCCAGUGAGCACUCAGGGCUGAUUUCCUUAAGAAUGGAGAGGUUUGAUCUUCUUGCAGUCCAUGGGACUCUCAAGAGUCUCCUCCAGCACCAUAAUUCAAAAGCAUCAAUUCUUCAGCGAUCAGCCUUCUUUAUGGUCCAGCUCUCACUUCCAUACAUCACUACUGGGAAAACCAUAGCUUUAACUAUAUGGACCUUUGUUGGCAAGGUGAUGUCUCUGCUUUUUAGGAUGCUGUCUAGGUUUGUCAUUGCUUUUCUCCCAAGAAGCAGGCAUCUUUUAAUUUCGUGACUGGGCCUACAGUUCAGAGAAAAUGACAGAGAAUAGCAGUAUCAUAAUAAACUCAGGCAGCCCGCAUUAAGAGCUGCAUGGCUGGUGUUGACCUGUGACAGGCCUUUCUCAGUAGUGGCUCCUCACUCAUGGAGGUGCUUCCGUCACAGCCUUACAAUUUAAUUUCAUGUUAAAGGCAUUCUAAACUAGGACUGCACUAUAUAUUUUCUUCCACCUCAUUCCAUUAAUUUAAUGUUUGUAUUUCUUUUCAUAAGAGUGAUGAUAUAGCAGUUACAAGUUUGUCGUGCGAUAUGGGUUAAUACUGGGAGGAGAUAGGUAUUAUAGUACCUCAGGUGCAACUAAUUUGCUGGAAGUGUUUUGCUGCAUUUUCUUUACAUAAUUUAAACAAAGAAUGCUGCCCCCACAAUUAAAAUUAUAAAAUGAGCUUUAUUUGAAGCAAAUUCCUCAUUAGGGAUGCUUCUGAACUGCAUAGUUUCCCACUUUGGAAUACAGAUUCUGAAAUGACAGCAAUUCCUCCCAGUAGUUCUCUGGCUCCCAUUGUAAGUCUUAUUAUGGAUGGCAGGCAUUUUGGGAAAACAACAGAUCCCAGACCCCUUGAGACCACUUGUUGUAGCAAUGUUACAAACAUUAGAAAAGCCUCCCCCAACUUAGUGCCCUCCAGAUAUUGCUAACUAGAGCCCCCUCCUUUCCUGAACAUUGACUAUGCUGGUUGAGCUUAUCAGAGUUGUUCUCUAAAUCUGGAGUGUACCAGGUUGGGGGAAGCAGCAUUAGUGGAAGUGGAGGGGAGAACCCUUUCUUCCCAUAGGCAUCAAGUUGGCCAUUGUUGAAGGGGCCAUUAGAAUAUUGUUCUCUAUAUGAUCCCAAAAACUGUUUAAGGCAUUUUCUCCUCUCUCAUAGGUUUUUCCAAAGGGGGGAGGUUUUUCACCAGCCAGAAGAACAAGGCUUUUUCUUGCUUAGAUGUUACAGUGAAAAUAGGCCUAUCUCAGGAAUGUCUGGCUUGGGCGGGUAAAAGAUAAAGAGCAAGGUUGAAUGGAUGUUAUUGUAACCCCAGAGGGAGGGACUGGACAUACGUGAAACAAGGAAGUCCAAAUAUGGAGAAACAAAAGCUAAAUUCUAUACCAUUUCCCGUAAAUCACAUGUUUUCUCAGAAAUCAAAUGAUUAUCCGUCCCAGAGGGUAUAAAAAGGGCUGGCAAGCCCAGAGAGGGCGGGCAGACAUCGGGCAACGCGUGUCUGUACCAUUAUUUUGUCAUGACAAAAUAAAAAUGAUUUUACUGCUGUCAAAUUGACGCUUUGAAGUGAAUUCUAAUGCUCCAAUAUAGGGAGGGAAGGAACUAAGAAAAGGUCUUUCAUUGUGAGAACAGGAUUGUGGACUAGAUGGACGACUGGCCUGAUCUGACAGGCCUCUUCUUAUAGUCUUUUGUCUCUCAAAACAAGAGUCAUGAACCUUCGCUGCUUUCUCUCGCACCCUUAAACUUGGCCUGGUGGGCUUUUACUAACACUGUUUGUGGACAGCAAGGUUGUCUUCAGAAAGUAGUUAUAGAUAAUUCCACCCUAGAUGACUGGAUAGUGUAUCUUUUUGAGUUACAGUGGUUAUUAAACUAGUUGACAAGAAAACUGCAGGAGUUGCCUUGAAAAGAGAUUAGUCUAUUAAAGAAAGUCUUUCUGUAGCACAGCAGCUGCUCUCCCUGUAAACAUUUUUGGAAAGAUAGCACUGGACAUUUGUUAUAUGAUCCACUCUUGAUACUUAAAAAACACUGGCACAAGUUCCAGACUUUCUUUUUAUGUUUCUUGAAUCUGCUCUGAUGACUUCAGUAAACUUUCAUCACUUGUGUGUGCAACCAACAAUUGGAUUUUAUUUACAGAUUUCUAUUUUGUAUUUACAGAGAGAGCAUUUGGUCUGAUUACUUGAAAUGCAAGUCUCAGACAGGGAUUAGACAUUGCAAGAACUGUGUUUUCUCUUCCUCUGAAUAUCCAGUAUUACAAAACUAGUGUUGCAUUAUCAUUACACUGUGGGUGGAAUCCAGAAUUGCCCUUGUCCGUAUAAAAGGGCUCCUCCCAUUUGCAGAAGGGACUGAGCUCCUGUGGACAUUCCUACUGGAGAAGGGAGGGGAUUUUUUUUCUGGUCUCCCUUUUCCUCUUGAAGCCUGCUGUACCACCUACCACACUGUUCUGCAAGGUCCCACCACUCUCCAGAGCAGGCUUUGGGAAGGCUCAGGCACCUGGAGGGGGAGGGGAAAAUGGUCUCAGUAAAAAAAUGGCCUCCUACUCUUCUUCUGUCCGCAGUGUCCCCUGACUGGAGUUUCUCUUACAGGAACUCUGAAUAUAACUGUGUGAGAUUUUUGCCUGGUUACUAUUCAUUGAUUGCCACUUGGGAGAGUGGAGGAGCAAUUUGACAGGUAUUAUGAGGGAAAUGAUGAGGAGCAAACAUGAAGCUGCUGCUUAUAAAGCCCUAUUCUGAUUUCAGUGUGUUUGUCAGUUGCAUACACUCAGAAUUAUGUCUUGUUUCUAUCGUGCUGAAGAUACUGCUUGUAUAUUUAUUCUGCUGUAUACGGUGGCAUUUCUGUUUAAAUUUAUUUUUUAUUUGUAAUACAGUAUGUGGAUUUCCUUGUCAAUUACAUAUGGCAUUUGGUUGUUAAUGAUUUUCACUAUAAACCAUAAAAACCAUGUUGCAGCCAUACAUUUAUCAGAUUUGCUCCGGUAAUCAGUCUUUGAGGCAAACUCAAAGCGGAAUCCUGCAAUGCCAAUCUCAGAGGUAGUUUUAAGGGAAGAAUAUGAAUUCCUUUAGUUCCUGGAUUUCUUUGUUGAGAAUGACUUGUGAAGACAAAUAUUGAUUAUCUUGCUGGGAGAGAGAAGUAAAGUUAUAAUAAGAUUAGAAAAAUAAUUGAGCUAUUUUUCUAGAAAUGAAUUAAACAUCAUAAACUAAGCAUUGUAGAGCUUUCCCCUAAAUCAAAUUUAGCUUUUAAAACAUCUUAGCAAAUGCAACGAUGUUCGACAUCCCAGAUUCAACAUUAUACUUUUAUUAAAAUUAAUACAACUUUAAGAAGGGGAUUACCUAAACAGAAUAAUUCAUUACUUUCCUUUGUUAUCCUAUUUCCAGUGGAUUGCUGGAAAGGAGGGAAGGCAGUUGCUAAGAAUGUGUUAGAGGUCACUUUUAUGAAUACUAAAAAUGGGCGCUAGAGGCUAACAGCCUAAACCCACCUUCCCUCGAGAUAUAGGUAAUCUUGAUAGGGGAAAUACCCUUAAUAUUAACAUUACUAAACAGCAGAAAAAAGAAGGUAGUUUUGCAGUUUGAAUUUGGGCAGAGACAGAGCCCUGAGAGGUUUUUUUAUGGAGUUGGCAAAAACAGACAUGCUAGAAGUGCCGUUGUUCUUUGAGGAGCUAAUGUGGUGUGUGUUGCUUAGAAUGGGAAGCUGCUUGUUUCAGAUUGGUUCUGAACCAAAUUUGAUUUGAGUGGGCCCCUGGGCAAGGUGUUAAAGGUUGAAAAUACCCAACCCAGAGCCACCUAUCCUGAACACCAGGGACGUAGAAAGGGGGGAGCGGUUCGCCCCAGGUGUCACCUUGAUGGGGGUGACAAAAUGGUGGCACUUCCUCCCCCCCAGCGGUAGGGCAGCUGAGGCCAGGCACCCCGUCCCUCCCUAAGGGCACCGCCAAUCCCGUCCUGGGAUGGGUUGCACUUCAGGGCCUCAGCCACCCUAUAGCUGGGGGGGGGGAGGCAGCAGGCGGGACGCCCUAUCCCAUCCCUCCCUAUGGGCACCGUGCACCCCAUGCCGCCCCUAUGGGUGGUUCGCGCUGCCCGAGGUGCACGAGAGGCUUGCUCUGCCACUGCUGAACACUUCUUCAAUUUCUGCCAAAAUGUGCUGGAUCAGAGUCCAGGUGUAUAGAUCCGCACUCUUACACCCAAAUCUUUCAUUUGUGAUUCUAACAAUCGGAACCGGCAUGCAUUACAUGAAAACAAAGGACUGAUGAAACUCUCCAUCAAUACUGGCAAAAGCUAGACAAACAUCCUGGUCCAGAGAAACAUAAGGGCACCAGAGGUCUGAACCUGAUAUCUCCUCAGUGAUGAAGUGAGCGGGGCAAGAACAACCACUAAAUCAAAUUUCAGAACUACCAGCAAUCCUGAGACUUUAAAAAUAAAUAAAUUAGUAUUUUCUAUUUUUUUCAAGCACUGAGAAAAACAUAUUCAUUUGUGAAAGUAUGCCAUUAUGAUUCUGGUGAAAUAAGAGUAGUAUGUCUCUCCCCCUUCUGAGACAACUGUUUCCUGACUAAUCAGACAGAAGAACAGCUUCAAAAUUGCAGUCAAUUCAAUAAAUUUAGGAAUGUCAAAUCUGUGAUUCAUUCUUGUAGUCUUUGGAACAGAAAAACAACUGAUAAGAUUGAUUUCCACCACUCUGCUAUUCAUUUGAUGGAACUGCCGUUUAAUUUGAGCUUGGAAAUAUAUUUAGUAUUUACUGCAGGGCUAUAUAAUGAUAGCCUAUAUAUCUGAAGAGAAAAAGUUGCUGGGUUCCUUGCACCUGAUAAACACAUCUAUAAAUAUAAUACUGCGACAUCCUUGCCUCUUCCCUCUUUCUGAGACGGAAGCAUGCAAAUAACCUUGUAUAUUCCUCAAAGUGAAAUGCAUGUUACAUUUGUGGUACCAUGGAGAAUACCAAUGCCUCCCAUUUUCAGUUGUUAUCUCUCCCUUGUUCUUUCCUAAGGAUCUUACAGCUUUGCCAGAGAUUAAUUUCAACAUUAUCAUGAUCAGAAAAUUAUAUACUUUUCAGUAUAUUAGUGCAUUCCAUUUUGUUUGUUUUUUAAAUAAAUAACAUGCAAGUUUGUCUACUGGGCAUUUACCUCUCUUGAAUUGUGUAUAGAUAGAUACAUAGGAAGAGCAAACAAUAAAGAUCACCUUGCCUGUCCUGCAGAUUUUGAAGGUUCAUACAAACUAUUUUGUAUAACUAACAGGGCUUUUAAUCAGUAAUGGAGGCCUAACUAAAUAAAUUUACACUAACUUCUUUUUAAAUGUUGAAAUUCAUAAUGAUAAAAUCUGUGGCAUGGUAUGGUAUUUGUUCCUGCAUGGGUUGAAUGGGAAAUGUUCUGUCAUUACAAGCUGAACUAUACAGUGUUUUAAAAGGUGAGUUACAAAAAAUAGCAAUGGCAGACCAUUUACAUUAAUAUGUAUGUGUGGCAGAAUAUAUGCCAGAGUCCCUGUCACUCUGCUUUUCAAGGCUACAUGUGAUAUUUUUCUGUUACAGUAAUAAAAACUGCAGCUGUUGCUAAGCAAAUGGAAUGAAUUACAUUUACAAGAAAGUUUUUCUGAGUGAAAAAGAAGAUAGCUCAGAGGAGCUGUAUUGUAAGCUCAUGAAUGACUUUAUCAUUUUUAUUUUCAUUCCCCAACUGGACUAAGGCAUGGUGAUCCUUGGACUCUUCAAAAUGGUGGAAUUUAAUCCAAAAGAAGGGGAGCUGGAAAGCAGCUCUGUUUUAAAGCUUGAAAAAAUGCUGUGUCCAAACAAACCAGCCUCUUGCUAAGUUUCCAGUUCCUUGGGCUGGGAAAUGGUCUGUUAAUCAUAUAGCCAUCUUAUAAAAAUAGCCCUGUGAUCUUGCUGUUGCCACCGUUCCUUAGCAAUUGUGUUUGCCCAAGGAAAUUUAAUUUUUAUAUAGGUAAUUAACACUGUUGAUUCUCUUGCUGGCACCACAGAUUUUGCACAGGAAACAGCUUGUUUUGUUUCAUUUUUUCCCUUUAAAAAAUAUAUCAGAUUCCAGUGUUACAGCACACAUUUGUUAGUUCCCAUGCAGCCCCAACAGCGCCACCAAAUUACUAGGAGGCUUAAGAAAGAAUAGAUCCAGUCAGUAUUAAUGAUGGGUGAGUUUCCCUUAGCAUUUUUCAUAAUUCAUUAUUCCCCCUCCCUUAACUCCCCCGCCAAGCUUUCUUGGGGGGAAAUGGGGUCCUAGUAUAUGGAAGCACCUGUAGCUCAUUAGUACAGCACAUGGUUUGUGCAGAAGGUCUUAGGUUCAGUCACUUGUACAGUAUUCCUAGGAGAGAAGUCUGCCUGAGCCUUGGAGAGGUGCUGCCAGUCAGAGAAGAUAGUAUUAGCUUAGCUCAGCCUUCUCCAGAUAUUUUGGACCAGAACUCCAAUUAGCUGCAAACAGUGUGAUCAGUGGUUGGAGAUGAUAGCAGUUCAAACCAUCCGGAGGGUGGUUGUGGGGGCUGGGCAAAUAGUUUGACUUAUUUCUGUAGCAGUUAAACUAUUUUCUGGGCUGUGACUCCAGAUUCCAGGUAUGAAUCGAUCUGUGGGUUGUGUGAUUUGCAUACAGAAGCUGUGGGAAGCUCAGGGAAUUAAAGUCUCUACAUUUUGAAACAAGAUUACAAGCUGACACUUUCAAAGCACUGAUUUUAACCACUGAUUUCAAAACUGCACUGAUUUUUGUUGUUGUUUUGUAGAAUUCCCAAACAACUCCAUGUACAAGGCUUCUAGUGCUUUAUAUGUGGAUUCAUGCACUUGGUAUGAUAAACAUGCUAUAACUGAAAUUUUAAAAGUCAUAACUUUCAGUCGUAACAUUUUUAUCAUACCAUGGCCACAAAUUCACACGAAAGGCUUUGGAGACUUUAAUUCCAGUGUUGACAAAGUCUAAAUGACAACAUUGUGAAUGGCUGAUUGUCAUUUUGAAUUCCUUGGAUCAAAAUAGACACAUUUUCUUCAUUAAGAACAUUACAGUCUAAAACUUUACGGGAAGAUUUAUAAUCACUGAAAGGAGAAAGUAAUCUUCCUUUUGUCAGCAUAUACAGCCAGAGAGACUCAUUAGAAAGUUUGUGUUAAUGGAUGCUCACUGCAAAUAUUGCAGUAGUUUGUUUCUGUUACGACAAGACACCCCAAAGGAAGCAUGAAAUUCUUAUCAAUGCCGCCAUAUAAAUACUAAUUCUGAUGCACUUUACAUUUAUAUAAGGGUUUCUGUUUGUGCAGAGCAUCAUAAUGUAAGAAACAAUCAAGAUCAGCCCUCCCCUGCUUUGUGUCACCAGCUGAGUGCCUUGAUAAUAAUGCCAUUUGAGAUUGUUGUUCUCCCCCCCCCCAUGCUAAUAUUAGCACAAAAUGUAAUCACAAUUAUUUCAAAUACUAAUUGCAUGCUCUCUCUUUUGGCAAUUGAAAGUUGUCUUUGAAACAUGCUUUAUAUAGGUUUGGAUAACGCCUGUUAAUAAAUGGUUUGGGUCAGCAAGUAGUCUUUGCAUGUUCUUCUGGUACAGUAGGUUAUGAUGCUCACCACCCUUCUGAAUCUCCUUUGUUCCCGGGGAUGUGGAUACCAGCUUGGGAUCAGCCUGAGCCACAGAAUGGCCAAAAGAAUAGGGCUGGAAAGAAAUUAUUGGUUAGCUGCUUGGCAGAUGUCAAGGCAGUACAAACUACUGGAACUAGGGUAGCUUUGCAGGAUGGACAGAAGGCCUCAGUACUUCAGAGUUAUGUGCAAACUUGUCCGUAGAGAUUAGCCAUGUUCUUUCAUUUGCUGUACUUCCUAUUGGAUUGCACCAGAAUUUUAGCACCCAAAACUAUAUAGUAAUAAAUUAGGUAAAGGUAAAGGGACCCCUGGCCAUUAGGUCCAGUCAUGGAUGACUGUGGGGUUGCGGUGCUCAUCUCGCUUUACUGGCCGAGGGAGCCAGUGUACAGCUUCCGGGUCAUGUGGCCAGCAUGACUAAGCCGCUUCUGGCGAACCAGAGCAGCGCACGGAAACGCCAUUUACCUUCCCGCCAGAGCGGUACCUAUUUAUCUACUUGCACUUUGAUGUGCUUUCGAACUGCUAGGCUGGCAGGAGCAGGGACUGAGCAACGGGAGCUCACCCCGUCACGGGGAUUCGAACUGCCGACCUUCUGAUUGGCAAGUCCUAGACUCUGUGGUUUAACCCACAGCGCCACCCAUGUCCCGUGCGCCACCCAAAAAUCUCAAAAUGUGAAGGUGGUUAAAAAAUGGCCACCAACAUCACAGCUUCAAACUCUUAUCCAGAGAUCCAGAAAUAUCAUUUGAUUUUUUUUAAAAAAGGCUGACAUAGAAUUUAUGAUCUACUCAGUGCUAAAGUUUAUCAUUGGGGAAACAGACGAAAAUGGGAGAUGCAACACUCAACAUAUGGGAGACACAUUUACUCAAUGGCAAAGUUUCUCAUUGGGAAAAUAUAGAAAGAAGAGGCAUACAAAAAUUAGUGUAUUUAUGUAUGCAUGCCUGAAAUGGCCUAAUUUUUUUGUUGACUUUGUGCUAGAACAAGUGAUAAUAUAUACAAGAUACUUUGGCAUAAGAACUGCACUGGAGCCAAAGUCAUGCCUUGCUAUUCUGUUCCAAAUUAUUUGCUAAUUAGUGCUACACAACCUAUCACCUUAUUUCUUAAUAAAUAGAGAUCGUAUCUUGCAUUUGAGUUGCUUAAAGAAUAACAAGUCUUUACUUUUUUUCUCCUCUUGCUAAUACAUUCUAAAUGCUGUGUUGUGUCCUUACUAAGCGUUGAAUUUCCUUGUAGAUAUCCUAUUAAGAUUAAUAGCAUUUUAGCAUUUUUUCAUUAAUACAUUUUCAAAUGGAUUACCUUUUCAACUAUAUAAAACAGCUACUUUUUUUAGCUUAAGGAUCAACUCACUCUUCCCAAAUGGGGUGGCUAGUUAUGGAUUGUCACAAAAGUGGAUGUGGUUUAAAUAAUACUGCAAUAUAUCUCACCACAGUGGAGGAGACAAUAUUAGAGACGUGUGUCUGGACUCUUUCUUUGUUAUUUAAGUGACUUUGCUAACACAUUGAGAAGGGAGUUUGAUCACACCUGCCAUAUGCAAGAAACCCUAAGCGUUUGGUGGUGCCUGCCUUGUGUCCCGGAGGUGGGUGGUAGGUUAUUGCUUUGUUGUUUCUCUUUAUUUGUGCCUUUAUCUUGUGAACCACCCUGAGAUCUGUUGAUGAAGGGUGGAAUAUAAAUCAAGCAAGCAAGCAAACCAACAACCAACCAACCAACCAACCAACCAAGAAGAAGAAGAAGAUAGACAGUACCUGGCAUUGAAAACUGAGUGUGUAAAUCCCAGCAGAAGUUCCAAGGCAUCUCAACCAUCUCAUGGGCUUACAUACCCCGUGUCACAGAAGGCUAAGGAUAUACAUUAGCUGCACGUUUUAUGUUGUAAACCACCCUGUGAUCUUCAGGUGAAAUAUAUACAUUUCGUGAUUGCCUCUCUUAAGCAAGAACAGAAUAGCAACUUCUGAUUCUAGCAGAUAAACUAAGUCCAGUGCCAUCUAGUGACGAAACCAUAUAAUAACACUAUAGAUAAAUGUACACCUAAAGGUAAAGGGUAAAGGGACCCCUGACCAUUAGGUCCAGUCGUGGCCAACUCUGGGGUUGCGGUGCUCAUCUCGCUUUAUUGGCCGAGGGAGCCGGCGUACAGCUUCCGGGUCAUGUGGCCAGCAUGACUGAGCUGCUUCUGGCGAACCAGAGCAGCACACGGAAAUGCCGUUUACCUUCCCGCUGGAGCGGUACCUAUUUAUCUACUUGCACUUUGACGUGCUUUCGAACUGCUAGGUUGGCAUGUACACCUACACACACACAAAUGAUGUAUGUGGAAUUGCCAUGGUGUGUUGUGGAAGUGAGGCUCACCUAGGAGAGCUGGUGAGAGAGGAGCAGUCAAUGGAUGCCCUCUGCACUGGAGACGGGGUGAGGGAAUAGCUAUUGUAGAUGGUUCUCUUGGGAUCUGGAAAGAGGAUCUUUAUAGAUUUAUUUUAUAUCCUGCCUUUCUUCCCCAAGAAGCCCAGGGCCACACAUAACAAUUGAUAAAACAAUUAAAAAUCAAUUGCAAACCAGAUGCAGAUUUGGAAAUAUCUCCACUUGACAGGCUUGUAGAAAGAGGAAGGUCUUCUGUAGGCAUCAAAAAGACCAAAGAGAUGGCUCCAGUUUCAUAUUAAAAGGGAAGGAAUACCAAAGGGGAGGUGCCACAACACCGAAGGCCUGAAUCCUACAUUGAUAUCUGCUAGAGAAUUGUUUUCUCAGAGAACAGUGACCUGUUGUAUAUAUAAGGGGAAGAGACAAUCUUUCAGAUAUCUUGGUCCAAAGCUGUACAGAAAUAGUUUUGCAGCCUCUGUGAGUAGAGGCUGUUAUAAGCAGUGGGCAUAUGUAUACGCCAAUGGCAUCCAAGAGUUCAAAGUGGGGAAUUGGCUAAUGGAGUCUUUGACAGAGAACCCGAAGGCCGCACACUGCCCUGUUGUGCAUGGUGUGUGGGAAGCAAGGCCAAAAUUUGACGCCUCACCAGCACUCACCCAUUACCUAGGCUUUGAGAAGGAGGUGGGUGGACUUUAGGAUCCUGUCAAAGUCCUCACGCCUCCUUGCCAAAGACCAGCGCCUUGCUUACCCGGCUUUGGGAAGGCAUCAAAAAUUUUUGGGGAGAGCAUCAAAUAUUGUUGAGGGCCACCAGGAAAGGCAUGAAGGGCAGCAUGCGUACUGGACUGGCCCUGGUGUAGGAAGAAUAUUGGUGUAAGAGAGGGGAAUCCUCUCUUUCUCCUACUGCUGCUAGCACAUUUUCUGCCUUAAUUUUGAGGGGAAGAGUUUGGGGAAAAGAUUGGACCCCCUUUUUGUUGUUGUUGAAAAUUGAUCUUUAGAUCCUAUUCAGGACUUACAGCAAGCUGUUUUCCACUUCAUUGGAAAAACAGCUUAGUAUGUGAAUCCCACUUAGAAAUUGAAACGUCUUUGUAUUCUUGCAUCAAACCCUAAAUACCUAAAUUGUAUUCUUGCAUCAAACCCUAAAUACCUGGUAAGAAUUUUAACUAAUUUCUUCACAAAGUAAAUUUUGCUUCUUACAUAUCUCAAGUCUCUCUCUCUCUCUCUCUCUCUCUCUCUCUCUCUCUCUCUCUCUCUCUAAAAAAGAGAGACUAGAAGGUGGUAACAGAUUAUAACUUCAUAAUUGUAACUAGAAUCUUUUAUGCAGUUCUGUUAGGUUUUCCACACAUACUGCCAAAAGAGGUUUUUCAGUCUGUGGCUUCUUCCAGUUAUGUCUUCCAUCUGUUUCCUUUCCUUUAUUCUUUCAUCAUUCUGGUUUCUAGCUUCCCCCUUUGGCUUAGGGUGCUUUUUACAGAGACUUUUUUUGUGUUAGAAAACUGCUAGCUUGGGCCAAGAUCCCACAUAGUCCAGCACUUUACCCCAUGACACUCUUCAAACAAACGUCCCUGGAAAUUUGCAAAUCAGAUAUAAUAACAGCAUCUGCUAAACGGGGGGGGGGGGGUUGCUCCAGAAUGUGAAGGUUCCAUUUUUUAGAUAUCUUGAUGAAUCUGCACUGAUUAGACCCCUCGUGCAUAAAUGUGUCGUUCCUUUUUAAACCCAUCUAACCUAUUGCCUAUCACAGCAACCGGGGGGGGGGGGAGGCGUGUCAACCAUAUUAUUAAUGUAUUGCAUGAAGAAAUGCUUCUAUUUUGUAUGUUUAAUCAGUCUCAUUGGAUGGUUGUGGUGUAGUGUUUUGAAGGACGUGUGGUUCCAGAAUUGGCCUCCACAGUCACUUACAGACUCAUUGUUAAAACUGUGUUUUAUGGAAGACAAUCUUACUAGGCUACGAAGAUCUCCAAAGAAGAAGAAGAAGAUUGUUUUGAAGUACUGAACACUGAAUAUUCCUUAUUCACUUUCCCAUGCCAUUCUUAUCAAAAAUAUUUUAAAAUGGUGCAUCCUCCUAGUUUCUUUCCUUAUAAAGUAAAAUGGCACCAAUCCCACUUAAUAUUAUUGGGGAAAUUGCUGCGUCUUUGAAUUCAAAUGUUAUCUUCUUAGCCCAAUCUAAAUGCUUAAUGACACAUCAAAGAAUUCUAAAAGAUUAGUGAGGAAACAGCCGCCUUUACAGAAGCCAUGCUGAUUCUUCCUAAGCAAGGCUUGUUCUUCUGUACUGCUGCAGGACCAAUCUGAUUGCUUUGGCCCACAAACCACAUUAGUUUCACUUCAGAGCCUUAACACAGUGUGCAUUCCUAGGAUGACCUUAAAAUGACACUUCAACUGUACUGGUAAAUCACAACCAUCUGGACAUAUCUGCAAUUUUACUUCACAAUUUUCUUUUUGUGAAGAACAAAUUGACUGCAGACUUACAUAUCCACAAAUUUGCUUUUGUUUGAGAGCUUUAUCAUCAGCAAGAAUGUACAGGGGGAACAUAUUCAUAGCCACUCACAAUAUUUGGACGCUCAGUUUCUGAAAGCUGCAGUUUUAUGUUGCUACAUCUUCAUUUCUGCUGAGAUGAUUACUUCCUCACCAAGAUAAAGGAUGUCUGGCCUUUUAGCAGUUAGAUGGAAUAUUUCCUUUUCUGGUGGAUAGCCACAUUUAAAUGGUUGUAGAAUGGUUCUAUGACUUCCUCUUCUGCUUUACAUCUUCAUGGGAGAAGUAUUCCUGAAGCAUUUGAAAUGAGGACAACCAAACUCUCUUUCUGUUCCAACUGUGCUUGUGCAUGGUUUUUGCUCUGCUCGACUCAGGUCAAUUUUUAUUAUUUAGAGUUUGCUGUCACAACAUGGGCUCACUAGUUUUCUAUGUCUGGAGAAUCUCUCCUGCCCUCUAGUUGUCAGCUUUUCUGCUGCAUCAUUUGCUUUCUCAAGUUUCCUAAAAAGUUAUAUUCAAAAUAGCUCAUGGAAAAAUCAAGGAUAACAAGUUACUUUAAGAUGCAUCUUACAUUGACUAUGGGGACUAAAAUUUGUAUACUCUCUCUCUCUCUCUCUCUCUCUCUCUCUCACACACACACACACACACACACACACACACACACACACACACAGGGCUAGUGGUGGCAUAGUGGGUUGUGGGUUAGGCUAGGACCUGGGAGACCAGAGUUUUAAUCCCUGCCCAGCCAGCAAACUCACUGGAUUACGUUGGGAGAGUAAACCUGUCCUCACAGGAUUGUCAAGAAGGUAAAGUGGCCAAGAGACUGAUACUGAUGAAUUGGAAGAAUAAAGAUAAUCAAUGGAUCAACAAUAUGGCAACACUCACAACUUUUGAAUGGACUUCUUACAGACAUAGACUUUGUUUGGAUAAAUAUGACAACAUUUGGAAUGAGUUUAUACAGAAUGUAUCUACAUCUGUAACCCCCUUUGUGCUCUUAAUGGCCCAUCACCUCAAGAGGAAGCCAGCUUGGCUUAUAUUUUAUAUUUAUUGGAUCCAGGGCUUCAGGAAGGAAUAGGCUGGUUUGACUAGCUUUUAAGGCUUGCUGGAUCCAGGGAUCAAAUGCGAGUUUGGCACCCACAAACUCAAAACAACACACCACAGUAACCUUUGUCCGCAUUGUCCUCAAUUGAGAUGGAUCUUCAUUUGUAUGCUCUUAAUAUACCAAUAAAUCUAUUGAUUUUGUGUUACAGUGGGUGGACAUCCAAUAUUAAAGGCAGCUGAUAUUCGAGUUGCUGGAGCUUUAGUAGCUGCAUCAAUGCGAGAAAGGAAGACGAAAGAACAGGAAGCAAACCAAGCUGCUGCUGUAACAGAGAACAGUGUCUAACAUAGGAUGCAAUUCGUGCCCAGUUGUAAUAAAUGGCAUCAUCAAUUUGAUUAUAAAGAUACUGGAUUGUAAACAAACUUCAGUUUCCUCUGAUGAAAAUUCCCAGUAUACAAUGGAAAGCAUUUCAUCUUUAAAUUAUCAGAUGUAGACAGAAGAUAACAGAAACAUCACUCUUGAGCCCAUACUAUACACUAGAUUCCUAUACAGUUUGAAACAAUUUCAGUAGGAUUUAGAAACCUAAUGUGUAAAAAAAUUAAAAUUAAAAAAUCCCAUGAUUAUUUGUUUGGAUCAUAAUAGGCACUGUUCUUUUGUUUUUGUCUUUCUGUAUUCUGUAUGGCAGCGUCUAACAUCAAAUAAAUGUGUCAGUGUUUUUUGCCCGAGAAAUUU
Messenger RNA from Podarcis lilfordi (Lilford's wall lizard), 81487 nucleotides. The record is from the annotation of a GenBank genome assembly. Lineage: Eukaryota; Metazoa; Chordata; Lepidosauria; Squamata; Lacertidae.